AUGGCGGCUGCUCCAGAUCCAGAAGAAAUCCUUCGUUCGACGAGUGGAAAAGAAAAUUUCCAGCGCAUUACACGACUUUUAAUAAGUGGAGGGACCAGCCUACUGAGGGAGAUUUUUGACUCAAUAUAUCCUCCAAGUAGUCUUCCUACGAUUCUCAGCAAUCCAGUAACAAAAACAAGGGUAAAAGCUGCAAAACUCACCAGGCCACAGUGGCACUGUCUUUUCCCUUCCCCAGGGGUGUACGGCGAGUCAGCAGAUUUUGAUGUCACUCUGCUAGUCCGUUUGCUGAGGACAAUAUGCAACCUGACCCCUCCCUCCACAGGAUGGGAUGCUCUUCCACUAAGUGCAGAUCACAGUUUAACAGCUGAUAUAGCAAGAAUAAAGUACUACCGAAACUCAGUGUAUGGUCACGUGAACGAAGGCAUGGCAAUCAGAGAUAAUGAGUUUCAAACACUUUGGCAAGAAAUCAGUGAAGCUCUCGUGAGGAUCGCUGGGCAGAUCAGUUCUACAAGGAAAACUGCAUGGCAAGGAGCUAUUGCUAAAUAUUUGACAGAUCCUCUUACAACUGAAGAUGAACGAAAUGUGCAAGAACUUGAGGCAUGGUAUAAAAAUGAUAUGGAGAUCAAGAAAUCCAUAGAUGAAGUCGGUGAACGGAUAAGUCGUUUGGAGGUAAAGUUAAAAGUAAACAAAAAAAGACAAACAAAACAAAACCUAAACAUAAAUUGACAUUUCCGUUCUACAGAAAACUUUAAAGCUUUCAAAUUCGAUAGAUGUAUGCUUUUUCAUAAAGUCAAGGAGUUACUGGGUUAUUUUUAAGUUUACUGAUUUAGUGCAACAUAAAGCAACUUCUUUUUUGUCCCUGAUAUAGUGACUUAUGACACUUUGAAUUUUACAGAACAGACAAGAUUUGAUGGAGGCAAAAGUUCUUCAGGAAACAAAACAAAUUAAAGAUCUUCUGGAAGAGAAGAAUCAGUCAAGAGACAGACUCGCCUCUUCAAGUGCUGCAAAACCGUCAUCUAGUGGUGAGUUUCUUAAAACAUUAACCCUUUGCUCAGUGAACCGAGAGUUACCCAAUUGUUGUCACCUCUAUUAAGGGGCCACCAAGCGCUUGAUACACUUACUUUCACUUUGUGUUAAGAAUGAAAGAAAGUACAAUCCGAGAUAGAGGGUGAUGACUGAUUAUGGGCCAGUUCUGUUCCCGUCACGUGUUUGUUUCGAAAUAAAGUGAUGUUUCUUCUAAAGGUUAUUUUAUGACGAACCUCUAUUCAGCGGCCAAACUUUAAUUUUUCGGCCACAUGCCGGUACCCCCGAGGAUGGCCGCUUAAUAGAAGUUCAACCGUAAUUCCAAAAGCUUUUUGUUUUACAAUGGUGCUGUUGUUUUGCCUUUCCAAAAAUGAAACGAAAGAACGCACUUGUUACUUGUUAUUUGGUAGUUAUGCGCGUUUGCUAUUCGGUGGGCCAGUUAAAUACAUACUACAUACUAAGCAACGUCCACCUUGGCUCCACGUCUCCUUUUUCAACCAUUUCAACCAACCCUUAACAAUUUAACAACAUUGCGGCACUCACACGUGUCAGACACAAAAGAUCCUCACAUACGCGUGAUACAACGACGUCCAAGUGUUGGCCUGCGUAGCAGGUGCUAGGAAGUAAAUGGGCGCAAGAAAGAAUGGGCGCGCGUGGGGGAGACACGCCUUGCGCCCAUUUAUUUCCUAGCGCCUGCUACGCAGGCUAUCCAAGUGCACGCUUCGAGAACGUCUUGUUUCUAUUUCAGGCGAAAGGAGUCAUCAUAGCCGAGCGGUUAGAACACUGGAUUUGCAAUCCGGAGGCCCCGAGUUCAACUCCCGCCCAGACCGCUAGCCUCUCGAGCUUUUUUUCCGGGGGCUCCGAUUAAGAUUUAUAAGCAAGCUAUCAGUUUUUGGUAAAUCGGUGUUUUAAAGCAAAAAUUAUUGUUUAUUGUUUUCGGUCGGCUGAGUGCUUUUUUCACGUACGAUAGUUUAUGUAACACGAUUGUCGUCGGCUCAUGAGCAAAUCUCCGGUUAUCUAUCUGCAGUCGCUUUGUUACACACUAUAUUGUGGUAUUCAAUGUAACGUGGUCAUGUUCUAAUAAGCCUUCUUCUAGCAGUUUUACAUUGCGCUGUGAAGAAUGAAAUUCCAUGCACUGGGGAACUGGUGGGAGAAGUUGAACUUCGUACAAAUUUAGUCUGGCGCUGAGAGCAGUGUUGAGUGUUUUACUUCAUUUUUUUUUGCUUCAGGUUCCUAAUCACACAUUUGUACCGGUGCAGCGCUCUAACCAAUUGAGCUAGUAAGCCAGCUGAGAGUUGGUCUUUAAUUGUUGGUAAUAUACCCGGGAAAGAUGAAGGCGAAAUGAUGAAUAUAUGAAUUUCAUAUAUUUGAAUCGCGGAAUUAAAAAAACAAAUGAAGAGAACAUGAUCAUUGCAGUCAAAGACGCGACAUGGCGAAAAGAAAGCCUGAAAAAUUUAGGCUUUGCCGGGAUUUGACUAGUCUCCCUCGCAGCCGUUUUUUUGGAUGUCACGCAACGCGCUGGGGGAGCGUUGCGUGACAUCCAAAAAACGGCUGCGAGGGAGACUAGGAUUUGACUGGAGCUUGUCAUUUUUUGUGAAGCGAAAUAGAGAUACAGGUUAUAAUCAUAUUUAUUGGUCGUCUACAUCCACCUUUAACAGAUUUUUUUUUAUGUCAUUAGCUCUUCUUGAAUUAAAGAUUGACUGUGAGGCCAUUUCUGGACCUGGUCUGCAACAAGAAGCUAUGGUGAUAAAAGGGCAGCCACAGGAAUCCCAAGGAGUGAUCAAGGAAGGUUCAGUUGCAUCGGUCACCUUAAGUCAGUCACAAGUGUCAAACACAACUGCUUCCCUAAGUGGGAAUGUCGGAAACGGUGUCAUUUCUUCCUCACAAGAAAUCCUGAAUUUAAUUGCCUUAAAGUACUUGGACAACCUAAAUCCAUCAACACCGGAAGAUUUCAAUGAUUUUAUAUUAUAUAUGGAAAAGGUACGCAAGGUGUUGUUAGUUGAUUGUAAGCCUGGAAGCUUGAUAAUCACUGUAGAGUGCGGUUCUUUGAAGAUUCUUGAAGAACUUUGGCAAGACUAUUGUACAGGCCAUCUUGGUCGAGUGGUGCAGGAAUGUCUGGUAACGGAGGAUAUUCUUAAAGAACUUGGCCUUUCUGAGAUAAAACUGAUCACGACCAUCGACGAAAAAGACUACAAAGAUUGUCAAAAGUACUUAGCAGCAGGGUGUAGGUAUGAACUAAAAAAAAAUGAUACAUUAAUAUAGGCCCUUUUGCCCGCGGGGUACGUACUCCGGAUUUCAAGUGACAGGGAUGAUCGAAGGUUUUUGGAGGGUUUGAAAAAUGGCAAGUAUUUUUGGGGGUAGCUAGAUUUAAGUAGCGAUUUUUUGGGGUAUUCAAAACAAUCUGAAGAUUCGUGAUAGUUCCAACGUAUCCCGGCCGCGUAGUUCCGCGAAUACCUGCGGGAGGUAGUCUCGGCACCCCUAAAAUUUUGAGCGCUGGUGCCACAUUACAUUUGGGACCAAUACGUUUACACGUCGAAAAUUGGGAGUGCCGUGCCUUAAAAUCGUCAGCACGGUGCCAAAAAUUUGGCGUGCCGUGCCGAUUUUUUUAGCGCGUGUAAAUGCAUGGGGUUUUAGACAGCAUAUAAAGCUUAUAAUAUGUCUAUUUGUCACUGAAGGUAGAAAAGCGCAUAAAAGGAAAAACUGCGUAUCCACGUAUCCAGCUCUUCCAGGGAUACAGCUUCGAAAAAAAAGUGGCAGGGUACUUUGCAGUUACUCCGCUGACAAGAUAUAAUUAUUGUUGCCUAAACCCAGUCAAAUUACAGUCUGUACUGAAAUGGUCAAUAUUCUUGGAGUCAUGAUAGAUUUUUAUUAUUAUCUGAGGGUGGGGGUAAGAAAAGAAUCCUUAGAAUUGUUCAGAAUUGACAGUCUUUAUAUUAUUAUUAUUAUUAUUAUUAUUAUUGUUAUUAUUAUUUGGGGGUGGGGGUAAGAAAAGAAUCCUUAGAAUUGUUCAGAAUUGAGAGUCUUUAUAUUGAACAAGACGCUAUGGAGCGUACACUUCAGCGACGUGGUUGCGGAACUGAUUAAUUGUAAAUGCGAAGGAAUAGUAAGAAAUGAAAUAUGGUAAGAGUAAGUUGUUAAUUUGUGAAAUUAUGGGAUUUGCCAGGAUAUUCUGAAAAGAGCAACAUCCAAGAGGCCUACUUGCCAAAAACUAACAUUUCGGGGCAAAUUGUCUCUGAGUGUUAACCCAGUUAUGCUCUAAUGACUUCAAUUACAAAUCCUUCUAAAUUUGACUUGGCUCCAAACGUUUAGACCUAAGUCAAAUACGAGGUUACUGGCGGUGAAUAACAAGUCUAACAAAACAAACAGUGAAAAAAAAAAUUUCUAUUUUUCUUACAUCAGGCUUCAAAAACAGCAUCGCAGUCUCAUGUACUGAUUAAAGACAUGUAAGGCAUGGGUAAGGAGUCAAUUACGUUGAGCAUGGAAUUGGCUAAAACUCAAUGUUACGAGUUCAAAUGUUUUGAGGAUAUUCACUGACUAUCAGCACGCAGGGAUGUCGGAUUAAGACAAGGAAGAUUACUACCAAAACACAUAGUCUUUACAGAGCUUUAAAACAGAACAUCCGCCAACACAAACUCGACUGUGAACUUAAGUAAAACUAAACAGCCUCUGCCAAUAAUAACAAACUCUCAAUUGAACUUCAGAUAUCUUACGGCUUCCGCCAACUUGUAAACACAGAACACUGACCUUCGUCAGCCUCGACUAAACACAGCACUCCAGCUCGUGGGAAAAAACUUAGUUCGUCAAAGAACUAGCUUAGAACUUGUAUACCGUUUGACUUAAGGUUCUAGGAAAUACUAAACAGGCGAAUAGCAGUAGCUUUUCGACAUAUUUUAUGAUUUCAGUAACUGAUGCAAAUCUGCUGACUCAUGCUGAAAUGUAAACAUGCCCUAAUUAAUUAUUCAUGAAUAAUCCAAAGACGUAGAGAACGUUGGAGAAAGUCCCGCAACGCAUGAAAACAAUUUUACUGCUCAACACUCGACAAAGACAAAACGUCUUUGUGCAGCAUUUUGUAACUUUAAAUUCAUCAUCAAACAGUUCGAAAGGAGCGCUCACUAGUGAAAUGUUUUUCAACACUCGAAGAGAAAUUUCGUGUCUCUGCGCGGCCAAGUAUCCUCUAAUAGAUAAUAAAUAGCCGAAACAAGCCAAAAAGUCACGAACUUGGGCGCGCAAUCUUGUCCUAAAACUAGUGCAUAAUUUCAAAGCUAUUUUUCUUAAGCCGAAAUACUUUGGGUCGCAGUGGCGCAAUCGGCUAAUCCCUCAACAGUCUGAUCUGACUGGUCACAAAGGUGAGUCGGUUCAAACCCCGGGAAAGCCAAAAUAAUAGUUCUUUCUUCCUCGAAUAAGUUAAAGAAUAAAUCAAAGAAAUCGAAGUGAUCUCGAGAUAUCUCGAACUAAUUCGGCUCUCACCUCGUCAAAUAGCCGAAUAAAACCGAAAACCUACAGACUUAGCGUGCCCAAUCUUAUCCCAAAGAUGCAACUUUGAUACAUUCCUGAGCGUCGUCGCGAAUCCUUUACUUCGCGCUCUGCCGAAGUAAAAAUAAGGAAAAAUCAGCCACAGUAUUAGGUUUGGAAAAAAGAUCCUGGCCCAAACCUAGCACCGAGCCCGCCCCUCCCGUCAUAAACACAUAAACCACCCAGCGCCUGCACCCCGUACGAAGCCGUCUCUGAUAAUGAUUUGACACUUCAACGAGCUGAGUAAAAAUAAAGAUGUAGAUGUAAAGCUAGAGGUCAUCAUUGAAAACAUGUUGUUUCCAAUAAUCUAUUAAGAUAGAAACUGCACAUAACUACAGGUUUUUUUAAAAUUAGCAAACUAUAACCGAAAAACAAAAAAAAAGUGUCCGCCAAAACGCACAUGAAUGCUAAUGGCGAUGCUUGGUGCUUUUUCUGUUCUUUGUCGAGGAUACUAGUACUUUUAGGAUGUUGCAAAAACAUAUAUCCCUUUUACACUAGUUCUGCAGAAGGCCCUCAUAGCCCUUAACCUAUUACAACGUAGCUCCUUCUUCAAGGCGAUAAGCCUAAGCUUAUAUUGUCUGGGAGUGCUUACCUUGUAAUUUCGAAAAAUCUUCAACACCAGUACUAUCGACGAGCCAUGUCUAUACGUCGUAAACACGAGACUCUAACGCCAUGCCUAAAACUUAAAAGACGAUAUCCAGUUGAAGAAAUCAAUAUCGAAGCAAGAAAAAAUCAAGAAGAAGGUAUAAACGGCGUUUUACGUUUAUGUAUAAUAUAUAUAUUUAGCCAGGGCUAAAAGUGAAGCUCCCAUUCAUAAAUUUAUAAUUUAAAUCAAACACAUUAGGGCACAUUCAUGUGACUUUUGAGGGGAAGGCUUAGUGAUUUUAAAGAAAAAUGAUUUUCAAACAGUCCAAGAGUGAAACCAAGCUUACAUCGAUAGAUUUAUAGGCCAGGAAAACAAAUUCUUCCCGAACAAAAAAAAAACAGGGCCCACCUACAACACCUCUAUUUUAUAAGGUUAAUUGGACAGCUCCGAAAUAUAAUUUUAUGCUGUAAAGGCCGGUUAUAAGUCACGAUAGUCCUCGGUGGCAGCCAAUUUACACGUUGUGAUUUAUAGGUUGCAUUCCUUUGUGUAAAAGGGAGGCAUGAAUAAAAAUGAAGCCGCCGAAUUUUUUGUUCGACAAGUUUGGGUUUACAAAAUCUUUCCGAAAAAGCUGGUGACGUGUAAGCCAGCCUUUUAUACUUUUUAUACAUCACAUCUAACGUAAACAGUACUAUGAGGCGAUGUGUUUUUUUAGCAACCUUACAUACCUAGGACAGAAUGCAGUUUUUCACAGUUUUGCAAGACAAAUUGCACUCAUUCAAUAAUCAGAACGAUCGAAGUACGCGCUUCCUUUGCAUAACAAAUUAUAGAAUUGAACACAUUAUAAAACGUUUUCAUGAAGAGAAUUCCAUAAUGUCGGGACUGCUCAGUCAAUACCUGAGCCUGCGAUAAGGUCAGGUGUUACUGGUUAGCGGAUACCCUGUUUUGACAGCUGUCAAUUAAUCACAACAUGAAUUUGCAAUUUCAGGUUGCACCUAGGCUCCCAAACUACUAUCUAUAGCUAGAAAGUGUGAGAUUAAACAUUGGUUGUCCUGUGGUUCGGACGGACAGUCGGUCGCUCGGGCGCUGUACGGUCACGUGAUUACCAAAUUUUCUAGGAUGGAUAGAUUUACUUAGCUAUGGGGCUCCGCUACAAGCUUAAAAUCGUUAUUUUUGCGCGCUCGUUUAUCCAACGAUAAUUUGAUCCAAGACUAGUAACUGGCAUGGUUCAAGUGUUCCACGUAAUCAAAUCAAUGAUUUAUUUGCGCGAUCGAGACAAAUGAAAUACAAGAGCGUGACCGCGUCACGGUGCUGCAUAACAGCACGUUAUUUUUUACUUAAUACACCUGGAAAGAUCCAAACACAGUGUCAAUAAUGUUGCUGAACAAGCAGAAGUUGAUGAAGACGACGACACAGAAGACAAUUGCAGCUUUGGUGUUGAAUCAGUUUUAAUAGCUUGCCGCUUGAUCGUAGCGUAUAGAUUUUGAUCGGCUAAACCGCUUAGUAGAUCGGUAUACUUCUGAGAUCAUUGCAGCCUUAUGCUUUCCUUAAUUUGCAACGCUGAAACGAAUCGGUAAACUUUGUGUGAGUAAUUUUUGCUCAGUUGUCUGCUUCACAGCUAAGUGACUCGAAAUAAGGUGUUAAUUAUACUCACUAUAAAAGGUAAAAGGAUUUACUUUACUCAGCGAGUAAAUGUUUUACUCACAUGUUUUGAUCAUAGACAUUUUACUAAGAAGAGUGAGUUAUUAUAACUCUCUCUGAGGGCUGAAAAAGCUAACUCUUAUUGUGAGUAAUUUUACUCAAUAAAAUGAGUAAAAUGUAACACUUUACUCUAAAAAAACCGAGCUCACGCAUUAUCCACUCGCUAGGAGGUGAAUAUUGUUGAAUAGUCCGAGAUAGCGGACCAAUCAGAUUGCUUAAAUCACCAAGAUCACGGAGUGUGUAUAUACUAAAUAGCAGUUAUCGCCCUACGAGUUGUCUUCUUGCUGUUGUUGCCAUGUUUUUAGUUAUUAUUUCGCCUAAUUCUUACUCUUGAAACGAGUGAAAUGUCCGCCAUUUUUGUUUUCACAACCAAAACAACUCAACCAGGUCUUCUUGGUUAACGGUGCAUUAACCUGCAAGGAAGCUGCACUUUUGACGUCAUCGGUUGAUUAAUCGCAAAAUUUUUCCAAAUUUUGUCAUCAGUAGCUUGUUAUGGUCAGUCAGAAUCGGGCAAAUAUUUUUAAAUGAUAGUUUAUUUUUAAUGAUAGUUUAUUUUUUAUUUUCUAAACAAAUCAAAUGAACAAAAAAAGAUACGGAAGCCGAUCCAGACGGGCUCAGUACGUUCCGAGAGCCUGCGUUACCCUUACCAAGCGGACGUCUUCUCGGUGCUGACCGAUAGCCCCGCAGCGUCUGUGAACGAGAUUUGCGUGAUCUACAAGCAUCCUGGGCACGUGAUAGUCUGGUCUUGAUUCUCGGAAAUGUAAAAGAUAAAAACGUGCUCGAAUUUCUCGGAAGCACCAAUGUGCAAUGUGAACUCUUUUCUUUUCUCGCACACAGAGAUAGUUUUGUGGUUUGGCCAAUUUUACCGUUGAUCAUGAACACAGGAUUUUAGUCGUCCGGAACGAAGUAGAAGUGAGACUCGACUCGGAUUCAAAUCAAUGUCAUUGAUAACUUUAUCCUGAGGUAAGCCAGUCAACGGAAGUGUCUUGGAGGAGAAUAAUGUGAUUUUUAAUCGAUAUAUCUCAGAGUCACCGGAACGAUCGACAUUAAUGCGAGGUUGGGAAGGUAAAGAAAACAUCGUUGACUCGGUUAGUGAAAGGUUACAGAAAUUAAAAUUCGACACUUUUCAGUUUUAGAUGUCAGCAGAAAGUGAACGACACUGUUCGCGAUAAAUAAGCUUGUAGUAAAGAUGUACAAAGGAGGAAACGGAGCUUAUAUUUGCAAUCAGUCGCGUCUCACUGAUGCGACAAUGCUUUUGAUAUAACAAGUAAGACAAGGAACGUGUUGAUGACAAUAUUUCAUUGAUGGAAAUUCUGGUUUUAUGUUUCAUUUUAACCAGGAUUCUUUAUUCAUGACUUUGAUAUUACUUGAUAUUGUCGGAGACAAGUUUAUUCUUGUCAAUGUCGAAAUCAAGGAUGUCGAUUGAUUACGUAAAUUUGUAUUCCCUAUUUCUGCAGUUACGUAAAUUAAGAAGCCGUAAAGUGUUUAUGAUCUAGUAGAAUUGUUUGAAUAGAAAAUUUAAAAUUUGAUCCCGUGUGCGUGAAAAUGGAAAUCUAAACUAUAAAGAAAACAAGAAUCACUUAGUGAAUUUUGCCGGGGCCACUUUUGUCAUGGCAACCCACGUGGAAGGGUCGUUUUCAUCAACAAGUUUGUCGGGCGACAUGAAAAUCGUUUUUUAUUGCAAAUAUUCUUUAGAGAUGAAAACAAGGUGUAAUGAAUAAUGUGAAAAGAGAAAAUGUUAGGGAAUCCCCUAUUUUGAACAGUUGAGAGUUUUCGCAUGUCGCUAACGUAAAUAUUGCGUGACAAAGGUUAUGUUAAACAGUCUUUUUUGGUUUUUCAUUAGUUAAAGCAGUGAUACACUCUCUUGUAAUGAGUCUUAAUUAUUUGUCGGCCAAUAUUUGACGAAGUUUCCUGUAGCGAGUGCGAAUUGUAAGGUAUUGAAACGCACAAACAAAGUUUCGCGCAUGUAGGUUUAAUAAGUUAAGAUUUUUGUUUUGUCGUAGUGUACACAGUUCAACAGUGACUAAGCUUUGUCAUCGUUAGGAUGAAUACUAUAACAAUAUUUUUCAAUACACAGGGAUCUCAUUUAUUGAUAAGUAGCAAAUAUAGUCGCAUUAAUCAUUUCGUUCCAAAACUAAUCGAAUUAAUAUUUGGCCCUAAGCCUAUUUAAUGAAUAAUUAAUUUUCUUUAAAUUAUUUCAAUAUACUUCUAAAUCACAAAGGUAAACAAUUAUGUCCAGUAAAGGCGAGGGCAUAAAAACGCCCUAGCAAUGGUUUAAAGAAAAUAAGGAAAUAGGAAAGGGCAAGGGGAGGAGGAGGGAAAAAGUAAUUUGUUCGCAUGGCGAGUGUGUUAGAACGAAUGACUGCGUUGCAGCAAAGGUCACAAUAGAUGAGGUUCAAUACAUUAACAUGAGCCAACUCCCAAUCCUAGGCUGUCAAGUUACGCAGUUUUUCUCAAAUGUUCAGAUCGAUUACAUAAUAAUAAGACAUUUCUUAGCAACAAGAAUCCAAAGUAGCUAAGAAUACCAAGGAGAAAAAGAUAAAAAUUCUACAUCAACGUCUAAUGAAUAAUGUGAAAAGACAAAAUGUUAGGGAAUCCCGCAUUUUGAACAGUUGGGAAUUUAAGGUUAUUUGAAAAUAUUUUGUUUUGUUGCUUCAUAAGUCAAAGCAGUGAUAGACUUCCUCCUAAUGAGUUUUAAUUUUGUCGGAAAAUAUUUGACGAAGUUUCCUGUAGGGAGUGCGAAUUGUAAGGUAUUGAAACGCAUAAACAAAGCUUGGUGCAUGCAAGUUUAAUAAGUUCAGAUUUUUGCUUUGUCGUAGUGUACACAGUUCUAUGUCGACCAAGCUUUGUCAUCGCUAGGAUGAAUACUGUAACAAUAUUUUGCAAUAGACAGGAAUCUCACUUAUUGAUAAGUGUUAAAUAUAGUCGCAUUAAACCAUUCCGUGUGCAAACUAAUCGAAUUAAUUAAUAUUUACAUGGUUACAGUUGUUGCUCUCUACUUCAAAUUUCUGAACCAGCGAUAUAUCUCAGCGAACACUCCCAAAUUAACGAGCCAGCGAUAUAUCUCAGUCAGCGAUAUAUCCCUAAAACGUAACUUUGAAAACACAGAAACGCGUUGCAUUUUAUGACCGGUGCCAGCCUUCGGCUAGGCCCCGGUAAUAGGCGUUUAAAACUAGCACCUGUUGAUUUAAAAUCGUGAUAUCUUGAACGAAUUGCACAUAAGUAAUUAUAUUUUCUAUUGGAAAAUGAAAUCAGUGAUGCCGGACUGAGCCAAAGCGCAUGUGGAAGAAGAGUGGUUGAGGAGUAUGGCAACAGAUGGCAUGGAGAACAAAAAUCUUGGUCAUUGACAAAACGCGUGACGGUCAAGUACCCUUGACCAGUUGUUGACGCAUUCGCCCCGCACCGGUAGUUUUAGAACAAUUAUUUCUAUAAGCAAACUUGUGCAGGCAAAUCGCGGUUCAACCAGCAUAGAAUUUUUCUAGGGGUACGCAGACUGAGUCUAUUCCGUCUACCAAAUCGUUUUCAUUCGCUGUGUGAAAAUCGGCUAAAAAACAUUCCCGAAAUUUUGAGGGCAAAACAAACAUCUGAAAUAAGUAAAAGGGGAGUUAAACAGCUAAAUUGCGCCGUUUUUCAACUAUCCCUUAUUUGUUUUUUCCUUUGCUUUGUUUUUCUAUUUUUUGUUUGUUUGUUUGUUUCUUUGUUUUUUUUUAUGUAUCUUCGAGAUUUUCUCAGAGACGCUCUCGCGUACUGGAGUAAAGGUAGCUAAACACCCAGCCAUGCUUUCCAACUCUUCUCAUGGUCUUCGCCUUUGCAAAAACGUGGCUUUUUACACGAAACAGAAUUUCCCCGCCAUAAGUUCUCCAGGAAGGAAUUUUCCUCAACCCGUUAUGUCGACGGCUGAAUGUUCUAUACGGUAUUUACUGUUAUUUCCAACAAUGGUGUGCCUUUCUUCCUGAAUCGAUUAUCAGGGGCCUCGAUUUGAGGGCGCGAAAUCGAGGCAAAUCGCUUACGAAAAUCUCAAAAGCCGCGAAUAGCUUCGAGCAACCCAUUCAGAAAUAGUAAGGCGGCCUCGCAGUGAUAAUAUUAUUGUUUUCAUUACCAAUAUUACUGAUAAGCUUGACCCCUUCCUAGUUUCCUUGACUUUCUUCUUACCACGACUUUGUGUGGCCAUCCUGCCAGAAGUGGCUAUCAUGGCCGCUUUUAUCUUUCUAAUCUUUGUCUUAGGUUGCUGGGCAUAAUUGAUUAAGGAAAAGACUGAAACUGCCGCAGGGGUAAUGGCAGGCCUAAUAGUUGAUCACCUUAGCCACGGUUAGCCAGCGACUUUUUUCGGCAAAAUAUCUGUUCGGAGAAGCAGAUGUUGCCGAGAAUUUUCUUCUGCUUGAGGCGGCUGAAAAUUUCUAGGAAGACUGUUCCAUUAAUGUACAAUUUUCGAAGCUUAACUGAUAAAUUCCCUACGAUUUUCUAAAGUUUAAUUUUUCACAUUUCAUUCCGCAGGUUAGGCUAUUUUUCGUAGAAAAAAGGAAACCUAAAAUUUUCGGAUUCGAAAAUGUGCUGCAGUUUAUUUUUGAACGGAGCCGGGCUUUACUGUUUACUGUUUAAACAAAUCAAAUCAACAAAAAAAGAUACGGAAGCCGAUCUAUGCGGGAGAUUGAAUUGUCUUCGGUCCUCGAUGCCGACCAAUGGGAUCGCAGUGUCUGGGAACGAGUUUUUGCGGGAUCAACAAGUACAGAGUGUAGCUAAAUGUCGUUGGUAGUGGGUAGGGGUCGUGGGUAGUGGGUGUGGGUAGUGCGUGUGGGUCGUGAGUGUGGGUCGUAGUUGUGGGUAAAUGCCGUGGGUGAAAAAAAAGUAUAAAAAGAAAAAAAAAGAACAGAAAGUUGUAAAAUUCACGAAACGAAGAUCUACGAGUACGCGCCAGUCCUCAAGCAGGCUAAACGAAAAACAUCUGUGCAGCUGUUUUUGUCAAGUAUGAAGUGUGAGUAUUAAAGCGGGAAGAGGAAUGAGAAAUGCCUAUUAUCAACUGAUAAGUCGACCCAGUGAAAUUUGCAUUCUCCGACUCGCUGAGAUCUACAAUUCCAGUGGUCAGCAGAGAUUACUUUUAGCUCGAAGGAACGCGAUCACCGUGGGCAAGGGGAGUGGAAGAUCGGAAAAAGAUCCCCUCACUUACUGAAAACACAAUCUGCAAAUAAACGCAAAGAGUCUCAGUUUAAAGAUCAACCGUUGGCCGCCCCCAACCCUAAAAAAAACAAACAAGGAAAAAACAAUCGGGAAGAAGUCACUCUCCCCGAUUUUGUUUGAGAGGAGGGGGCGGCUUUACAAAGGCUUAAGACUUUGGCGCUUUUUCUUUUUUGCUUUGAACUUUUUCCUUGUGAAAUUCUUCAGCCGAUACUUUCUGGAUUUCGAGUGAUCCACUAUAAUCGCUAAACAUUUUGACCAAGUCAAGCACCAGUUUGUUUGACCUGACACGUUAGCGAAAAGACUCAUUGGCGAAAAGAGUGGUCACAGAAAAAAGGACAAUUUUGAGGUAUUUAAUUUUUUCUGGAUUGAGGUCGCAUACGAGGAAACCACCUUCAUGCUCAACGUUUCAAGUCAAGGCGCGACUUUAAAUCUCAUCGCCUGAAAGAAGUUUUUUUUUUUCGUUUUUAUAGCCAUAUGACUUCACACUGACCAAUGCUUUGUCCAGAUAUUGUCAAUCGUUAAUUGCAAACAAAGCGGUUUAAAAACAAGAGGUGUGUGAUACAGAAUGACGACACGUACGGGAAUGGAUUUGUUUUGUUUUGUUUUGUUUUGAGUACAAAAUCUUUGCUGUAAUGAUUGAAUAUCAUUGACUUCCUUAAACUGAAAAGACGUUUCAGCCUUGAAUUUUGACAUCUUUAAGAAAGAGCAGUUCAGUCCCCGAUUUUUCGUUUAGCCUGCUUCAGGUGUUUACACGUGUUACAUAGUGCACAGUACUUAAUUUUUCUCCUAAAUGCCCUCUUAGUGUCCGUUUGCUCUAAUGAUUCGCUUGUUUGCUUUGGAAUGGGACUGGUGUGUAGGCGGACAUUUUCGUGUCUUGAAUUUUAAAACCUUUUGUUCUGUUUAUUUUUUUCCUUUUUAUACUUUUUUUCUACCCACGACAUUUACCCACACCCGCGCCCAAUGCUAAUUACGGCAUGGGCAUUUCAGUAACAGAAAUUCAAACAAAUCUCAGCAAUAUUCUCCAUUUAUGAUAUAUGCAAUGUGGCUAAUAUUCAAUAAAAUGGCUAAUGACGUACCCUCCGAGACACCCACAAACUAGGAAGUGGUGUCCCUUUUAGACCACUUUAGACCUCCAGCACGUAACUGGCUUACACGAACUCUGCCUGUAUUAAACGGUGCAGUACCCUAGUCUUCUUGGAGGCUGAGGGUACUGUAAAUAAGGCUGACUUUAUGUGGGAUUAAUUGUUUAGAGUUUUGUUGUAAGCUGUACAAGAACAUAAUUUCCUGAAAUUUGCUGAUAUUUGUGUUGCCAUUUUAGAUGACAGGCACUUUUUUUUUGCGUUUUUACUGUAAUUGCGUUCACGAAGGAGAACGCUUACUAUUCUUGUACCGUACAUGAUGUAGUAACCGUUCCUUAAGCCACGCGAUUUGGUAUUAAAAUUUGGACGCCAUCUUGGAUUUUGCCUCGCGUCCGGGAGCUGGUAUCUAUUUUGUGACACUCCUUAGAUGAAACUUUGGCGAUUUUCUGUUUACUACAGGUUUGUUUAUAAUUUUUCUCGCAGUUUUCAAUUAAGUUUUUUUUAUAUAGGAAAAUUUUCAUUCUAAUAAUCGGAUAUGUAGAUAUUAUGCUAACAAUGUGUUCUGUCCACUGUAUUCAAGCAAGAUCUGCUUAGAUCGACCAGAUGUAAUUCUAUUUCAAAUUACAUCUUUUCGCUUUUAAAAGCUAUUUACAGCGUUGUAUUUGCUCUUGUUUGUCACCAUAUUGAAAAAUGUACAAGAAGUUGAAUAGUGAAACGUUGACCCUUUUAUCUCACUAAUUCCCGGUGCGUUGUAUUUUGAAAACAGUGCUAACAAGGUGAGUCGUGUUAGUCUAGUGUCACGCAACAAGGGUUUAAAGUGAUACGCGACGCUGUAUCCCAAUUUUUAGCCAAUUUUAUUGACCAUCCUACAGUGCAAAAGAAUAUCCUGAGGAUCAUAGUCAGUGUUUGACCUGUUGUUACUUACGUGUACUUUACUUAGAGGUUUAGCAAGUAAAUUUAAAAAGUAGAGUACGCUCUUGCAUUUUUGAGGAAAGAUGAAAUAGUAACGAAUUGUUAAGUGGGAGGAUAAACAAUGACACUGAUAAAGACAGCUGCUGAUAUUCGUAUUGAUAAAAGUGUUUGAUUUUGAUUUCUCAAUAUUACAAGCCCGUCACGUUUUGCACCCUCUUCCCACUACCACUCACUACCCACUCCUCACCCCCUUCACCCACCUCAUCAUCGAACGCACUUCCCUAAUCUGCAAUUAUUACUAGUAUUUAUGAAAUGAAGCCAGACAUUUUGUAGUACGAUUUUGAGAUAUUUAGAAAUUUUUCCAGAUAUUUAGAAAACAAUUUCAAGAUCAUUAGAAAAAAAAAUCUGGAAUUUCCGGAAACAUAUUUAGGCGAAUUUUCGUGAUAUUUGUAUCUAGGCCUACAAGGGCUUGAUUUUUAUUCUCGGAAAUGUUAGGUGUAAAAACGUGCUCGAAUUUCUGGGAAAGCACCAGUAUGCAAAUAAACUUUUUUCUCUUCUUCACUGUGAUUAGCUUCUCCUCCACAGAGGUAGUUUCGUGGUUUGGCUAAUUUUUUCGUUGAUCAUGAACACAGGAGUUUAUUCCUCCGGACUAAAGAAGAAGUGAGACUCGGAUUCAAAUCAAAGGCAGUUAUAAUUUUAUCCUGAGGUAAGCCAUACAACGAAAGUGUCUGGGAGGAGAGUAAUAUACUUUUUGAUCGAUCUCGCCGCAACGAUCGACAUUUAUGCGAGGUUAAGAACGUAAAGUGAAAACUGUUGACUCAGAUGGUGAAAGGUUACAAAACUUAAAAUUCGACUCUUUUCAGUUUAAGAUGUCAGUAGAAAGUGAACUCGCCACACUGUUCGCGAUGAAUUAAUUAAAAAUUUUUAGUAAAGAUGUAGCAAGGAAUAAACGGAGCGGAUUUGCCAUCAGACGCGACAAAGCUGUUGAUGCAACUUGUAAGGCCUAGGCCAAACGUCGAUCUUUUUAUGACAAGAACCAAACUCUAAUUUGGGUCGACCUAAAUGGACCUUGUCAGGGUUUUGGAAGCCAUCUUGAUGAGUAGGCAACCGCGUGAGAAAUUACAGUGUUUGUAUGAGAAUCUAAUGUCGAAUAAUUCCGUAAUACGGUUGUUCUGAAAAAAAUAUGAAUUGUAAACUAAAGCUUCACUCCUAACAAUUCUACCGGAAAAAUUUGAAGGCGUUACAGGCGGCUACAUGCGCUAGAACCACUUUUUAAAAUUUUCUAUACAUUUGUCUGUUAAAAUUUCACUUCCAGCCGACUAAAAUUUCCCGGGAAAAAUUGCAGGCCAAUAUAUGGAAAAUCUAAAGCAAGCGUCUGGAGAAAUUUAAGCACAGUUAAGUACGUCCCCCAAAAUUUGUUAGUAAAAUCCGUUGCUGUGUAGCUUUAGUUUACAAUUCAUACUUUUUUUGGAACAGCCGUUUUACGGAAAUUAUUCGACACAAACACUUUAAUUUCUCACGAGGUUGCCUACUUGUGAAAAUGGCUUCCAAGUUAAGAUCGUCUGCUGGGUCAGAUGUCGAACUUUGGACGCGUCGAGCCAAUCAACUCCAUCAGACCAAAAAGCAAUUCUGAUAAAUUUUCUCCCGAUUUCCCGCCAAAAUAACCUCAAGUUUCAUUUGGGUUGCCAUACCUGUUCAUUGAGUUAUUUUACAUUGGUAAACCUACGGUGCGAACGGUCGGUCGGUCGGUCGGACGUACGGUCACGUGAUUAGCAGUAUUUCUCGGAUGGGUGGGCUACCACAUUUUCUUAACCAUGCUGCUCCGCUAGUAACCCAGAGAGCGUUGCCUGAUUGUCCGUCUUCAGAUAAAGAAGACUCGUCCGACGAAAACAGGAACUUUGAGAAGUUGAUCUCAUAGCCUCAUUGGCAAAUAAGCGGCAAAGCGUCACCGGAAGCUUCAAAUACCAACUUACUAUACUAGUAAAAGGUUUGGUGACUUAGCAUUCUGAGCUUACAGUUGUUUUUAAUGUGACCUAGAGAUUUUGCUUUUGUAAGUACCUGUAUCAUCAAAUUUUUGCAUGAUCGCCAAUUCAACAAGCACGACUGAUGUUAGCAUUCAGCUGUAGCAUUGGCGAGUUUCUAUAAACUUUGAAAGUCCACUGCUCGUUUUAACAUGCAUACCUUUUUUAAUGAAUACGUACACUGUAAAUGUGAGGAGGUAAAGUACAUGUAGGGUUUUAACUCCUGCGUACGAAAAGUCUUUCCUUGAAAGACAGGAAUAAGCUAUUUGUAGAUCGCGCCGUAAAAUAGAACCAUAUUCACUUCCGACAGAAACAAAACUGAAAGUUUUUUUGCGAUUUUUAAGAAACAGAAAAUUACUGUUAAAAAGUAAUUAAAACACCAAAAUUGACCUUGUCACAUUUUAUAAGUGUAGAACGAUAAUAAUUUUUGAAAUUUCCGACUAGAUUAGAUUAGUCAGGUUAGAGAUUUUUGUCUAUCGAUCAUCUCUACCCCGUGUAUUGCUGGGUUUUAUAUUGGGCAAGGUUUUAUUGAAGCCCGAGCCUCCCCUCAGAAAGAAAUCGCCAUGGCAGCCCAGUUAAAUCCGCCUUUCGGAGAUUCUAGUUUCUAGGUAAAACGCCUAUCGCCUCAAUUAGCGACUAGCACAAGCGAUCACUUGCCUGGGCGUUGCUAGCAUUUUUCCAGGAGAACGUAGACUGAGUUUUCCAACUCAACCCUUCCCGUCUUUUUAAUUCGUUUUCAUGAGUGUUUAGGCAAGAGUUUCGCAUGUGGCAAAGUCGGGGAAAACAUUUACCAAAUUUUAAGUGCAAAAACGAAAUAAUAAUGUGAAAGAAGUUAAAGGGAGCUAAACAGAUAAAUAACUAUUUAAUGUUUAUUUCCAACGAUGGUGUGCCUUUCUUCCGAGGCAAAUCGCUUGUUACCUAUAUUUUUAGUACUGUUUACAUACAACGGAAACCUCAAAAGCGAAUGGCUUCGAGCGAAGGAAUAGUCAUCUAUCCAGCUAGAAAUAGUCCGGUGGCCUAGCACUAAUGAUAUUAUCUUCAUUACAAAUAUUAUUAAUUAGCUCGACCGCUUAUUACUUUCCUUGACUCUUCGUACCUUUUACCUGUGUGUGUGACAGGCCACCCUGCUAGCAGGACAGUGAGGUCAUUACACACUCGGUCAAUGCAUCAAGGCCGAGGUCUAAGAUUUCCCUGUAAUGGCCGAACGGACGAGGUUAAUAAGUUGUUUGUUAUAUGGCCUUUUUAGCGCUAUUGACGUAAAACACCAGAUGUAAUUAAUUGAGCGUGCGAUCAGUUAAAACCAAUAACUGGUCAGCAGAUCACUUUAGAAACACAGCGCCUCAAUGAGUUGCUCACUUCAGCGGAUACCCCUUUUGACAGCUGUAAAUUGACCAUAAGAUGGAUGUCCACCAUCGAGUUGAACAGAGAUUGUAUAUGCCCUGGACACCUAGCUAAUAAUGCCCGGUCAUCAUUACAAGGAAAUCUUGCCCGCUCAGCAGCCAAUCAGAGCGCCCUUACUGUUGUAGCCAUAUUAGGGUUGUCAAGCAAAUCCGAUCGGGAAAUUUUGUUACAGUUUCAUUAAUAAUGAGUUCUAGGACUGAGUGAAGUCCAAUUCCGUCUGUAAUCAUAAGAGUGAUCAAAUAUUUAUCCCCUUUUGAUUCAGAAUGGCCGAAAGGGGUGAGGAUUACAGUUCUGAUAACGAGUCUGAUGUUGCUUUCAGCCUUGGAUCGGACAUUGGUGAAGAUUCAAGUGACGGUAGGUAUAAAACCGACCAAAGGCUGGUUGUCACUUGCGACGGAGUCGGAGUCGUAAUCAGAAGCGUAGGACUUUACGGUCUAGUGAAAACAGCGUUGUGAUUCCGCAUACGACUCCGUCGUUUACGAUCAAGUGAAAGCAAGAGUGUAGGAGUCGCAAGGCAGAAGCAGAAGAUUUAAACCAAUCACAGACCGUGGGAACGCUUCUGCUACCUAUCUGGUUUUCACUACAUCGCAAACGACAAGGUCAUAAGCGGAAUUGGAAGAAAAUGGAAACGUUCUUAUUCUUCCGACUCCGAUUCCGUCGCGCCUAGGACUGCUUACGACUCCGAUUUUUGAUUUUCACAAGCUCAUAAGCGACUUCGCGUACGAUUCCGACUCCGACUCCGUCGUUAACUGUCAUGGCUAAUUCUUUUGUUCUUUUUGACGUAUCCAUGGAAAUAUCCCCGAAGCAAUUUCACCUUGGGAAAAUCGGUCAGACACAAAAAGUUGCUUCCCCGUGGGUGACAGCCUUUUACCCAUAGGUUACAAGGUUAGUGUAACCACGCCUACUUUUUAGCUUUCAGAAAAAAAUGACAAACUUGUCCGCAGGGUGGGUACGCUUAGAAUUGACUGAAUCAAACAGGACUUUCCCCUUUGCAAUGUGUGGCGUUUGAAUCCUUAGACUGGAGCGCGCUGUUAUUUGGAAAAAGAAGAAAUCCAACACCAGUUAUAUUAUUCCUUCUUCAGUAAUUAUUAUUUUAACUAUUUCAUUAUUUUAGUAUUACUGGUAAUUAUUAUUUUGUUAUUCCUUCAUUGGUUUUUUAGUGUGAAAACAGCCAAGGAAUUCUAAUGGUCAGGUAAUUCGGUUCUCCACACGAACCUCAUCAUAAGACCGUUUGGGUUUGUUUGGGUCAGUAUUUUGAGUUGCAACUAAACGAGCCAAUUUUAAGCUGUCUGGUCUUAGAAGCGGUACAAGGCGUCGCGAAUAGGCAAUUUUUCAGCUUUUAUGGACAAUCUCUCUGCCUUGCUAGUUACCUUCCCACUUCUCAUCGAUGUAAGAGGCCUUUUUUUACUAAAUAAAAAAAUUUGUUCUAGAUACAAGCGAAUUCGAAAAUGAUUAUGAACAUGAUGAGGCAGAGUCCGAUGACGAGAAUGACCUUUUCGAGGAGAGUGAGCCAGAACUUUUGGAAGAAAGUAAGUUGCCAACAAAUAUAACAAUUAUGUAUAAGAAAAAUUGUGUCGAGACUACCGCGUGACAAGAAUACAAAUAAUUUUGUUUUACAGUCUCGAUUUACGAGAAAUUUUGGUAUUGAAGAAUAGAUUAAAAAAAUUAACUUUAGUUACCACGGGUUGAUCAAGUAACUGGAAGAAAAAAGUCAAAAGAAACAUAGCAACUAGCGAAUCGAAUUCCGUUUUAAAAAUCCGUCACUAAACUUGUCAUUUUUUGGACGUACUAUCAAAAAGCUUUUUCACUUUUGUUCUUCAAAUUUGCACAAGUACAAAGUGCUGAACUAGGCCUAGAACCACAGGUCUUUAGACUUUUAAGAGCUAGACCACACCUUUGCUCGCGACAGAAAAUUGAUGAAUAGGAGAUAUCCUUGGUUUAAUUUCUAUUCUAUGGCUAUUUGGAAGCUCCAAACUAAUAGACCACGUCCAGUGAUAGUUGUUUCGUGGGCGAGACAAGACAAUGACUAGUAAACAGACUACAAUCUAACUGUGUGCAGUAAAGGCUUUUGCAAGGGGGGUGGAGGUGGCGGGGUUUAGGGACAUAGGUGGAGAAGUGAACGAUCCCCUAAUCCAACCCCUAAACUCGAUCUUUAUGUAUCGACCACAAUUGUGCCUUUUAAUUUUUCUAUAGGUGAAGACUCCGAAGAAUCAGAAGGGACUGGCAAUAAACCAGAUGUUGAUAGACCUCGGAGAGCACCUUUUAAUAUCUCUAAAUUCGUUUAUUCAAUCAAUGAACGCUUCUACGGGCACAGGGUAGCGCCAUUGUAAGUAUACAAGUUAGCUUCAAAUGAGAUUUUGUCGAAACGUGCAUAUAGCGUUUACAUCUUCCUCAAAAAGAAAAGAGGGCUGCCGAAUUAUGUAUACAAUAUGACCGUGGUGUCCAGAGGAGGUGUGUUUAAAAUACCAGUGUAAAAAGCUGUGCCUGUUUGUCUUAUUUUCAUUUGUGGGCAGUGCUUUAUUUAUAUAUGUUUUCUCAUUCGCCGAUAAUUCGGUGCUACAUAUUUUUCUUUCCUUUUUUUUUUUUUUUGGGGUGAGGUUUGUCAAAAAACGAUUAGAAAAGCGAAAGAAGCGUAACAAGAGAUACUGUUUAAGGUCUACUUCCCUUUCCAAUCAGGCUUGUCAGUAUUGACAAAUGUCAAGCGCUGCAUUGUUAAUUGAAGGGUGCGCCACCCCAUGUGUCGCAAUUGUACUUUUAGUCCAGUGUUCAAUCUAGAAAUUAGUCAAAAUGGGUCAUAUAUACCACUUGGCAUUUUAAAUUGGGUCAUUUCAAAAAUGGUCUUGUUCAAACUAUGAUAUUGAAAUUUUAAACAACUGACGUCACCGAACUGACUUCUCCAGAUUCACCGCCAUCCUUAUCCAGUUUAUCAGCAUGCUUUUCUGGUUCCUACUGUCAUUUUCUUUAGCGUAAAAAAUGAACUUAGCUUUUGAUGUCGUUGCAUAAUGAAACGAAAACAAAAGAACAAAGUUAACUAAUGAAGCGUGAAUCGAUCAGUAAAGCAACGUAUACAGAAAGUAGAAAUGUACGCUCCAGUCUCUCCUGGAAUUGCGUGGAACGCCUCACCCAAAACCACGCGCUACGCGUCACGUUGCCUGAAAUGACAGCCAUUUCGAGUGCUCAUUUCGGGCUCAAUUGUAAGCUCACCUACUUUUCAAAAUUUACUUCUAUUAUUGCCUGCUACUUUGGAAGUACUUACAUAUGAGGUAACUUCUUUUUUUUGCGUCAGAAUGACUCCAAGAUAAUUUCAUUUUGCGUCAGAAUAGAAUAUUCCGCAUCAAUGACGCAAAAACGCGGCCUAGAUUGAACACUGUUAAUCAUUCAGUAUUUCACAAAAAGAAAUUCAGUGAAAGAUGCCUUUAUUAGUUUUAACAUGCACGUUGAUAGGACUGAUGCAAAUUAAAGGUAUCAGUGCUCACUUCAUUUAGGCAUCAACUUCCCAAGCGUUAAGCUAUUAUUUUGUCAGCCUUGAGCCUUUGAUUCGUUUUUAAGGCGAGUCAAUAUCAUGACGGAUUUUGUGGACGCGGAGAUUUUCCUAAUCGACGGCGAUUCCUUGCUGCUGGACCUUUUUGGAGAGAGGCGCUUGGACUGGAGUAAUGGCGGGCAAUUCCUCCAUCUGACGUAUCUAGUGGAACGAUUUUUACAGUAUUUUACAGAUAAAGGUUAGUCUAAUUACAUAGUGUCUUAAAUGGGACUGUUUGACUGGAAAAACAAAUAAAACAUAUUCUUCUUACUGUCGGUGCGUUGACCGGUUCAUGCAAUUUAAAGAUGUAUACGACUUUAUCCAGGUAGUUAAAACUAGGAAAUGUCCUUAAGUAUAUCUGUUCCCUGAAUGAAAAGCAUCGACCGUUCCUUUCCAAACGAGGCUUUGAAAUUAAGAAGGAGGUCAUCCUUCAGAUUUUGUUUAUGAAGAACCAUAAGAAAUGGGUACUCAUGUUACAAGAGACUGGGUUACACACUUAUAGUGACACCGUCACAAUUAUCUGAUAUGGAACUCUAACUUAAUUAGAAUGUACCUGUCUUAAAGCAAAUGAGUGCCCAUGCAAAAUGAUUGCAAGACUGGCACCACGACAGAAGAGUAGUUCUAGUAAGUUCCAUUGAUACAGCUAGUGUUCUUCAGAGCCAGAUCUGUAUGGAGGAUAUAAAGCAAUUGGCCAGAUUGGUACUUGCACAAAGUAAUUUUCUUGCGGCAUAUACACCAAGCUUUAUCAUGGGAUCUCGUCUGCCUUGAUAAAAGAAAUUGCAAUCGACUUGACAGAUUUCUAACCCAGUUUACUUUAUUUAGGGGGCGUUUUCCAUAUCGUGUUCUUUAAAGACAUGGAGAUUAUCUGGAGAGGCCAGCCGUCCAUGCUGUUAGCCCGCCAAGCCCUUAUUCUGCACCUAAAGUACAAUACAGCUUUUACCGUUGUCACCUCAAUAGAUCACUUCUUAGGAAAGCAAUGGAGAGAUUAUGUUGAUGACAAACUUCCCGCUUUUCUGUUGCUAACAGACGCGGAAAAAAUUCCUUGUGAAACUACUGGGGAGAAAAUGCGCAACCGAUUGCAAUUCUUGUUCAGAAGUCUUCUUUUUUACAGUCUCGGCCAGGGUUUGAAUUGUGUAUUCAUUUCUGGUAUUGAAAUGACUGCCACUAAAGUGAUGGGAUAUUACAUGGAGUCUCUACCCGAGCACAGAUCACAGUUCAAAAAGGUAGUGCUUGUUCAGGUUCACUGAAUAAUAUACAAAAACAGUGAGAUACAACCAUUUUUAAAGUGGUAACAUUAGAACAUGACGGGAAGCAACAAAAAGCUAAGGAUCUGGAGCAAAUAUAUGGUGUUUUAACUACAGGUAGACAAGCGGUAAUCUAGCCCUGUUACAGUUGUAUUAAGGAGUUUAAGAUGUCACGACGGCGAUCGACGGAAAGGAGAACGUCAAAAAGCAAGAGGUUAAGAUUAGCAAAACGACAACUCUGCACGUGCAGCACUCUCGUUUGAACAUUUCUUUCCCGUCACUGCAUGGCUACGACAUGAAAUUGCCAAUUUAACAACUUAUAGAGAACGUAGAUACACUCUAAAUCAGAAAGAUCUGUUUUAGCCCUAAAAAUAGAGCCGUUUCGGUGAGUAAAAUACAGUCCUAUUUUUGAGUCUAAUUUGGCUCCCUUAAAUCAGGGCCAAUACAGUCCAAUUAGCUAGGGCUGAUUUAGUCCCAGGGCUGAAAUGGGCCCUACCAUGGGCUGGAAUAGCCUUUUGAUAGAGCUUUUUUGGCCUAAAUUGUGCUCAAAUGGUUCCAGGAAGGGCUGAAUCAGACUUUAGCCUGUAGGGCUGAAUUAACACUUUGGAACUGAAACAGAUCUUUUCAAUUUUCAGUGUAAGUGACGACAAUUUUCGUUAUCUCUUUAAACCUAGAUAUUUUCUUAGGAAUCCAAUUUCAGGGAAGUUUGCCUAUAAUUGACAAACUGAAUAAGUUGGGAAAAUCACGCUGAAGUUUCAUAGAACGCGCAAAGUCACUUUUUGAGUGACGUGUUCGCCGCCGCCGUCGUCGUAGUAUCUUAAACUCCAAACGAAAUUUCUCCAUUAAACGCCGUAGCCCGAACAAACGUCGGUUCUAAAACAAGACGUAAAUAAGCCCCUGACAAUUUUGAAGGGUAAUUUAAUUUUCUUGAAAAAAAUAGAGUUAGCCGGAAUAGACUGCAGAUUCACUAAACAGACGCCGAGUCAUUUAUGCCAAGUUUGAAAUAUACCCUGAGUGUUGGAACUUGCUCAAUUUUGAAAACUUAGGCGACCUUUUCACGAAAAGCAUCCAUUGACUACAAAAAGAUAGAGGAAAAUUUUUCGUCGUCUUCUUGCAUCCCUCCAUAAACGUAUUGGGAAAUUUCGCAUCGUUAUUAUAACCGCGUCUUACAGAUUCUGAAAGGAAGACAAAAAUACUUUUAAUGUUCUUUGCCAACCUAUCUCCGGAAAAGGCAAAAGAUAUUUGUGGGCUCUUGUAAGUGGAGAUUUAGACGUCAUUAACUUCAAUGUGUGUUAACAAAGAUUUUGUUUCGGUAGUUAUCAGAGCCUUUGUGGAAAGCAUGGCUUGGUUUGAUGGAAUAUUUUCGCAAGGAAGGGUCCAGUGACGACCAUAUGGCUCCAGGAACCUCUCUAUUAACACAGGUAUGGAUUACCAAAUAAGGACUCACUCACUUUAUGAAAAGGGGCUUGAAAACAUUCAGGGUCAUAGGGGUCAGUUUGGGUGAGGGAGCACCAGUUUAGGAUAACAGUCUAACAGUGUGUCACUGACAUUAUAAGGGCCACCUUGCUAAGAUGUGUGAUGAGAAAGGGAACUCAAGGUGCAAUCCAUGCAUUAUUUAGGUCUGGUUUACAUUUGAGUACCAAAGGGGAGCAAUUUGGACUCUGACUGGGAAACUUCUAAAGGACAGGCCUAGGGUGGACCCGGUUUUCAAGUCCAGUUUUUUUUUUUUAGUAAAACAGUCAGCAUGUAAGUUGACACUAGAUCAGCAGUAUCCAGUAUCUCUUGGAUAGAUCAAAAAUAUUAAAUCGCAGCCAACGUACAUGAAAAUCUAUUCUGGUGAGCCUUUAUCCUUGUUGGUAGGAAUUCAACUCACUGUGAAGUAUCAGACCCAAGAAAUGCAACAAACACUCGGGGUCAUAGGGGUCAGUUUAGGUGAGGGAGUACCAGUUUACAAUAACAGUCUAACUAUUUACACGGAAAACCGUAAGGAUUUUUUCAGAUCGUGAUGGUCGAUGGCGGAGAUGGGAAACGUUGUAAUUGCCGCAGUCAACGUUAGGAAAUAUAAUCAAUUAGAACUGUUUUAAUGUUAAAUUUUGCGCGUUCGAUUAUUAGUCAAGGCAAAAUUAGGUAGGAGUUAAUGCUAUUAAUAAUACUUUUUGUUAGUUUAAUAACAAUCUGAGGAACUGACGUUUUCUUAGCUUCUGUGACUUAAUUACUUUAAGACCUAAGUGCAUUCAGUUCUGUUUUUAGACCCUCUUUGAAGAGUUAUCAGGUAGGAAAGAAAACUUUGAAGAUUCUAAUUUUUGUAUAAUCUAACCAGAACCUUUCAAAAGGGAAUCUUUUAUGUUGCAGUUUGACCCGAGGGAGAAAGUAAAAUGCGCUCUUCAAUCUCCACAUCAGAGAGGAUGCCGUGAGCUAGCAACCUUGCUUGGUUGUGAAAUGCUCCUCAAUAAAAUUUUCAGUGACCCUAAUGUCAGCAAGGUACCUGAAUAGGCCAGUUUCGAAUUAUUGAAAUUCAUCUUUGGCUCCGAAGCUGAAAGGCAUCAAACAAAAGAAAUGACAUUGAGAUUCAAGGAUGAACAUUUCAUUCUUUUGUUUUAUACCCCUCAGCCUCGGGGCCAAGUAUGAAUUGUGAUAAUUCGAAACUGGCCUAUCAGUUGGUUGGAGCCGUAAGUGAAGUUGUAUAUCAGUCAACUUAUUGAAGUACCCUUACAGUGAAACCCGUUCAUCAAGCGUUCCUAGAAAGACUAAAAUUUGAUCUUGAUUAUUUUUAUAAUAUUUUAGGUUCCAGAUCUCUUGUAUUUUCAGCGGGUUUCGCACAUGUACGGUUGACCUUAAAAGUACGUGUAGCGCAUGAUUCGGUUCUUGUUGCAGUUUUAGACCCUAAUGUCACAAUUCUGGUGCUUGUAGGUCAGGUAGAAGAGAAUAUGGAUGGUAAAUAAGAUAUUGCAAUCCAUAUCGUACGUGUAGGACUGUUUUUGUUACGAAUUACGUCGAGGCGGACUAUGAAGUUGCUACGGUUUUUGCGCUGAUUGGAGCAGAUAGUCCAGCGGCAUUUGUUAGCCCCUAAACGUUCGGGUGCUGCACGGGCCAAGUUGAAUCAAUGUUACGAGUGUCACUGACUUAAGGGGCCACCUUGCUACAAUGAGUGGUAGUAGAGGGAAGGUACAAUUCAUGCGUUAUCAAAAGUCUGGUUUACAUUUGAGUUCGACUGGGGAGAAAUUUGGACUCUGACUGGGAAAUCUAAAGGACAGGCGUAGGAUGGAUCAGGUUUUAUAAGUCCGUUAUUUUUUGACCAAAACAGUCAGCAUAGACGUUGACACUGGAUCAGCGGCGUCCGUUGUCUCUGGGGUGAAAUAUAAGUAGUCUUUUAAGCAUCUCAAAUUGCAGUCAAUGCAGUUUCACUUGAAAAUCUAUUCUAGUAAGCCAUUGCCCUUAUUGGAGGAAAUUCAAGUAGCUUUGAAGAGCAACUCUGGUGGUGGCUCAAGGCGAAAACCCUCUGUUGCUUAGACGGAACUGGCUUGAGAAAUUAAAACCGCAUUGGUCCACAGUGUCUCACAUUGUGGGUAUCCUCGCCAAGUAUGACGCCCUGUUUGAAAAAGGUUAUGGACACAUCCAGCGGUUGCCUCCUUUCAGGUUUGAGAAGGUGCACAACCCAUUGUCAUGAAAGUAAGACCACUUCCAUAUGACCUUAAAGAGAAGGUGGAGCAGGAGCUUCAGAGACUGGAGAAAGAAGGGGUCAUUUACAAGGUGAGCCAAAGUGACUGGCCUGCCCGAGUGGCGUUGGUUCCUGAGAAAGAUUAUUCACUGAGAGUGUGUGGCGAAUACAAGUUGAUAGCUAAUAAAAAUAUGCUGAUAUAGACCAGUACCCUUUACAUAAUACAGACGAUUUGUUAGCGACAUGGGCUGGGGGAGAAGUAUUUAGCAAGACUGACUUAUCAGCCAUAUCAGAAAGUUGAGCUCGAUGUAGAUUCUUAGAAGUACCUAACCAUUAACACACACAAUUUGUACCGGCCAUUUGGGGUCUCCAGUGCACCAGCUAUUUUUCAGAGAAUUAUGGAUCAUCUUCCGCCAAGGGUAAAGUUCGAGGCAUGCCGUUUGGUAGAUUUCAGGAGGCACAUUUGGCAAUUUUAGCGGAGGAUUUUGGGAGCCUACAAGAACACGGCAUCAGGUUGAAUCCUGCCAAGUGCAUUUUCUUCCAGCUGGAACUCGAGUUCCUGGACACUGGAUUGACAAAAACGACAUUCGUCUGAGACUCCUCAACUAUUAUGGCAAUGUUUCUGCCAAAAAGGGCAACUACGCUGCAUCCCCUUCAUGACCUUUUGCAAAAGGUUAGACACCUUGUAAGUGGACGAAGGAGUGCGUUGAAUGAAAAGCAGAUACAAGAUUCUCCCUUGCUGGUCCAUUCAGUAUGACCUAAAGAAGCCGCUUCGGCUGGCUUGCGAUGCAUCACCCUAUUGGGUAGGGGGAGGUAAUCUCCCAUGAAUAUAAUGCUCACGGGAAUCUAGAGCUUUGUUCAGUUGCUUCGUUCCGCUUCGAUGAUUCGAUGAUCUCACAAUACUAUCAAAACUCGAGUUUUUAAUCGAGCCUUGUUUCAGUUGUUUUGAAUUUUCAAUUCUUCAACCGGCGAGCGUGAUAUUGAAGCGAGAAAUGAACUCAAUAGUAUUACAAUAUAAAACUAAACCUUGACCGGCUUUCACUGUAAAGUGCACGCUAUAAAACAAAGAAAUCAUGACCGCGAUGCGCUAUGUUAUUGUAGAACGACCACACGCUGGUUGAGGAAGUCAGAUUAAAAAGUAAAGGAAAAAGAAAACUAGGAGAAUGCGGAGGUCUAUGACAAAUUUAUACUGAUAAAUAGUUGAAAAGGAUCCGUUAGCAGUACUUUGCAACUGAUCCAGCAGCACGCGUACGUUUUAGGGGUUUAACAUAACAUUUAGGCCGUUUGAGAUCUUGUGAGUGAAAACUGUUAAUAAGAAUGGAAAACAAAAUAUGAACGCCGUUUUUGAUAUAUUACACAUUAAGUUCUUAUUUAGCGUGAUAUAAUAGAUAUGCAGUUUAUAAAUAUUGUGUGGUACAUAUAGGAAGCAGCGAAAACUGCAGAAGACAGAGUCAAACUUUUCCUGCUACAUUCUCUACUACUGAAGAAACUGCCGUUGAAGUACAGAGCGCAUACCUUAAUUGAAGGUUGCUUGUUGACCACAUUCUGUGAAACACAGGAUGGUCAAUUUUACAACUUCGAUGAGGUAAGUGUGACAAAAAGGUUGAGAAUACUUAAACUGAGGCGAUAGUUUAUCACGUCUCUGCUAGUAAAAGGUACUCAUCUGGAUAGCCAUUAAAGAAAGGGCGAAUCUAUAAAAUUAACGUCUUUGUCACGCCAUGUAAUCUGAAUGGGUCGACCUGUGUUGCUGAUCAGGUACAUGGUAUGAAAACGCUGUACUAAAAAGCAAGCAAAAAGGUGGAGCAAAAAAUGAAUAGCUCAAUUCAGGCCGAGAUUUCAACUCGGGACCUCUUCGAUGUUCUGAGUACUUGCUGUGAUUUCUCAUGAGAAAAUGUUAUAUCGUGUUGUUUUAAGUCCUUGUACUUAUAUUUCCCUAACAGAUACACAAAUGUUUGUGGGAAAUUUUAAAGGUCAUACAGGAUGAGUACCCCUCCAUGACCGCUGCCAGCCAUUCCCUAGACAUGACUUCGGUCGCUGAUCUAAUGGACGGUCGGCUUGUUCAUACUCUCUUUUCCCUGGCCUUAGGAUUGGAAGGAAUAAAAGGUUUCAAAUAGAAGAAGUUAUCGUUUCUAUUUUAAAUUUUGCAAGUUUUUUCCCUUCGCGUUGGCCUCUCUUAUUUAAUUUUGCCAUUUGCAAUUCAUCUCAGCGGAUAGCUUACACAAAGACGUCACAGAAGAGGCAGAAACUGCAUGGGGUAUAGUUAUUACUGCUGUGAAAACUACCUGCACUCAACACUCUGACGUUUUAUCCAAUCAGUUUCUUCCUUUUUUGGCUGACAUUGCGGAAGAACGUCUUGCAACUAGAGGUGAGAGCAGUUUUCGAAGCUGGAGACCCAGCCUUCUAGGCAAUACCUAAGCGGUUUAGUUUAAGCUAACUGAAAUUCAACUUUUGGCCCUGUAAACAAUAUAAAAUACCCAGGUUAGUCCUCUUUUUGAGGACAAAUACAUAAACAUCGGUGACUUCAGGGCAUGUUGUCUUGGUUUCAAGAAUUUAUUUGAUUGUCGGUUCAUGAAUAGUGCAUAUUAAUGAGGAAGAAGAAAAACUAGUUGUACAGUAACACACCGGCGCACAGUUUUGGUGAAGUCUUUUGUUACCUGACAUCGUGAGGUGGAGUUCUUUCCGUAUGAGAAAGAAAAACAAUACCGCUAUACUAAUAACCUCGAAUAACGGAAGAUUAUUUAACACCUAAAUAAAGUGUCAAAAAGUGUCAUUUUCUAGCGUUUUGCGUUAUAUAUAUUUCAUUCGUUUUUAGACGAAUAUGCCGAAUCAGAACCCAGUGUUAAACUAACGCGGCUCCUUGAGGUGAAAAAUGCUCUUGUGAGUGAGUACGCCGGCAACAUGCGGUCAAAGAUCAACGAUAUAGCCGGGUAGGUGUAACGGCGAGUUCAUUGUGCAUUCUCUGUCCCCAAAUUAUAUCUUAUGAUUUUGCAAACGUAUUAUCUGCCUCCUAUCACGUUUGAUGAGAGUUCAUGUGGGUAUUUUCUUCCUUGUCUUUUUUAGAGACGAUGUAGACGACACAGUGUUCUACGAAGGUCGUGCAUUUGAUGAACUCUACCACUGGCAUUCGCUUAGACCGCUUUCAGAUGAUUAUGACAGAACUAAAAGUGACAUCAAAGGUACGUUUUGAGGUGACAAGCUGACUUCUGGCCAAAAAAGAAGGUUAAAUGAAUUGAAAGGGUUUCUCUUUAACAUUGAACUGUACCUACUAGUGUAAUAGAAAGCGUCGGCUAUAGAUUCUCGCCUUUAACUUUAAAUCGCCCUGUCAUAUGAAGACCAUGGACAACAGAAAUACUGUAUAGGAAACUAUAGCUGACAUGAUCGGUUCUUCAUUGACCACUGUAGUUGCUUUCAGACUAAUAGGAUCCCGUGAACGUUAUAGAAAAAGAGGUCUUCAUACGCAGGUGGACGAAAAAAAAGACUAGUUAAGGCGGGCAGUUGUCACAAAGGCAGAGCACAGAAAGUCUACCACGUAUCUAUGAAACUACUUAUUCAUCUUACAAUGAAAUGUAGGGCUUCCGAAAGAGAAAAUAUCAACUAGAACACACCAGAUACACAAAUUGGCGGGGCAAGAAACAGCAUAAAAAAAGGACAAUCACACUGCUUGAUCCAUGUGCUUGGUUUUCUGGAUUUCACUUUUAACGGAGUCGGCCAGGUGAAAUGAAAACGGCAGAGCAUUGCUAUAUCUAGCAAAAAUCAAACAGCAGAAUUUUCAUUCACUCAUAUUGUACGCGACGGAGUCGUUAGUCAGAAACGAGGUCGCGGGAGUGGCAAGAAAAGGCAAAAAAGUAAUCAUAGUUUUCGAUACUAGGUAUUGUUACCAAGGUAUGAGUACAGAAAAUAAGAGGACUAGCUAAAACAGUUUGUACCAAUACAAAAUCAUCGUCCGUUGCACACAUUUAGUCGAACGUAUCCUGGAUGCAAAUUUAUGUUGCUGACUAAUGAUGAACAUUUUGAAUUGACGUUUAAAAUACCAGCCAGAGGCGGAUCCAGAGGGGGGAGGGUUGAGGGGGUGGCAACUCCCCCUUUGGGACGUUUUCAAGCUUGUCUGGUUACCUAUGUCUAUCCCGUUUUCAUAUCAAAAAUAAUAUUAUAUGAUAUAAUAUAAGUCCCAGUCCAAUCGAUCAUUACAAGACACUUUAAUUAUCCAAAUGCAAGAUCGAUUUUCUGACGAAGAUCGCCACGCCCGCGCCACCUGCUUUGUCUCGUCCCAUCGAUUAUAGCAAAUAAGGCACUGCAGCUGAAUCGGAUGAAUUGAAAGGCAUGCUGUUCCGGGAGAAAGACAUUCCAAUUCAAUUCCAGUUCUAAAAUCCCUUGGAAAUUAGGUACGUAGAUGGAAAAUACUCUGGCAGUCAACAGAUUGGGAGCUUCCAAACAACCUUAUUAUUAGCACUUGGUGUUUGCAAUGAAGAUGCUUUCCAAAACAUCUACCGCCUUCUGGUCAGUGCCUGCACCCUACCGAUCACAAAUGCAGAAGCUGAGCUGUUUUUUUCACUGAUAAAAUGCAUCAAGACCUGCUCUAGGUCAACAAUGGAGCAAUUUUCUGAUUUCGCAGUGAUAUGUACUACUCCCAGAAAUUCGAGGUAGACGAGAUAUUCGAAGCCGUUGUAAAGGUUCAUCUAAGACGGCUCUUUUAAGCGAGUCUGUUUGAUUAAAUAGGCGGGUAAAAAAGAGACAAACAACUAUCGUUGCUUCACUGUACUCUUAAUAAUUGUGUCAAUAACAAAAUGCUUGAAUCUGAUUGGUUCUUAACAGCCCAUAUUUAUAGCUUAAUUUUGCUGUUGUAACGCCAAAAGUGUCCGAUUUGACCUGUCCGAUUACCAGGAGCUUGUAAUCGGCCGAUGAAAUUUGACCACAUAGCGCAUGAUAACCAAUCAAAUCAAUGACCAGGUAAGCUAUCCAGCUUCAACUGGAAAAGAAAAAUGGAUGAAACUAACUGGUACAGUGACGUUUAUUUACGUUAAUAAAUAUUCCUGACUGAGAUUCUCGCAUUUUGUUAUUGAGACAAUUAAUCGGUGAUAGGACUUCGUGUCAUACAAUUCAGGGGUGAUCGGGCUCGUAAUUUCAAAUCGGCCUCGCGCGUGAAAUUACUCGCCGAUCACUCCCUGGAUUGUACUUCACUCAGUCCUAUCACCAUUUGAUUGCUAAUAGUGCCUCAAAUCCCUCUGAAAUGAAAAUGAAGAAAAUAUACAUAUUCAAACAUAACCCUAACCCUAAGCCUCCCCACCCUCCCCCAUUCCCACCCUUUCCCCUCCCCAUUCCCUUGGCCCUGGGACAUUUGCAUUGAACUCUCAAACUUACAAAUCCCUCUUUGAAAAAAUCCUGGAUCCGCCCCUGCCAGCAAUUAAAGCUGUUGAAAUAGACUGCACUUCUACUAUUGAGUAAAAAAUCCAGUUAUUGUGACACAAACUUUAUAAAAAUGUCCCUUUUAAUUACCGUCACAAAAAGAAUCCAAGCUCGAAAAACAGAAUGUGGAGACAGACUCGAGGGUGUGUAACCUGUGCAAAGUCGUCAAGACGAAUUGAAACAGAGACCUAUUCGGCGCUUUUAAAAUUAAAACGACUCAAGAUUCAUUAACAAUGUUGUAUCCAAAGUUUAUUAAGAAAAACACAAUAAUAAGAUAAUUUGUUUAUCUAUAUACCAAUAAGAGGUAUAUGGAAAGGAACAUUUAACACUCAAUUGUUGUCAAUAUUCUGUCGGACUGGCACCUUAUCUGUUAUGUCUGAUUUUGUGACCAGAGAAACCUCCAGAUGAUCCAAAGAAACGAUUUUGGUAUUUCAAAAGAAAGCAAGAAUUUGCGCGUUUUCACCGACUUUAUGGAGAUUCCCUUUCUGAUGGUGUUGAUCGUGCGAAAACAAUCACAGUAACGGAAACUGAGACUAAGAAGAAAAAAGGGAAAGAUAAAACAGCAAAAAUGGUGAGUUGCAAGAUGAACGUGAGCUUGAGAAAUAUCAAUUAAACUAACGUGUCAUUAGGACUAGUUUUAGUAACUCAACAUAGAAAAAAUUGAUUGUCAACCGUGUCAUUUCUUUAAUACUACAGGCUACGCAUGAGUUUUUCUAUUCCUUUCAUUUUAAAAUAUUUUUGUAUAAAUUAGAGAUAAUGUAAGUGUCUCUUCUGCCCCCAUUAAGGCAAGAGAGAAUGAUCAUCAUCCCCUCUACCCGUUAACAACAAUUACCCUUGUUCUGCUUGUGUAAUCACCUUGUACGUUGUAAAAUUUGAUUUUACAGAUUUUAAUUAGGGGCGUUUUAAAAUCAAUGAAUAGAAUGAGAUCCUUUCGUUUUUCAGAGCUCGAAAGCAGCGAAAAUCAUUGAAGAUAAUAAGCGAAAGCGUAAAGGUAGGUGCUUCUGGCUAAAUGGUGAAUUGACCAGCCAACGAAAGGGCUUGGCGUCAUUGCCUAGCUUGCUCAGUUGAUAGAGCUAACUGGGGUCGCGAAAUUGAACUCUUUCCGAACGAACCAGGGUCCUUAAAACAAUGGUAAGAUCAUUGGGCAGUGAUCAAUAGUCUCUACUCCCAGUUCAGCUGCUCUCGUGAUUAGGCGGUGGUUAUAGCCGUUGCUGUUGGCCUUGUCAACGCGGCUGUUCGAAAAAAGCAGAGGAAUUAGGACCGAGCAACAAUUGUUUAUAGUUUGCUUUUGAUGAUGUCCCAUUUUCAUUGUGUUGUUUCUAUAUAGCUGGAAAUGACUGGCAUUCCUAGCAUUAGAACCAUAGCAUGACACUUUAACAGAAAUUUUUUUUGAAGAUGGUCGAGUAACGGUAAAAUAAAGAGGGUCUAUAUUGGAUAGGUACGGUCGCCCUAAAAAGAUUUAACGAUUUUUCUUAUAGUUCGCUUUUGAAGCACUGGAAUACAGUUUUGACAGAGGUUUGAGUUGUGACAGUAGAAAGACGGAGUUUUAAGAGUUUUGAGUUGGUUGACAAAGUUGACUAAUGAAAAACAACCAUAUAGUUGCUUGUUUGUAAUAUCUUAGAAAAUGUCUAUUAAUUACAACAUUCAAACAGGUUUAGUCACUAUGUUGAGGCUCCCCUCCAUACAACUAAUUUUGUCUAUGUCUAAAGAAUACAUGUAAUCCGCUUUUUCCCCUGCAAAAUGCUAUAGCUUAAGUCUGUUAAGGUUAGUUUUCAUGAAGGCGAGCUCCACCUUGCAGGGGCACCCAACGAGGAUAUAGUUCAAAACCACUUAACAUAGCAUUGUUGAAAGUAGUUUAGUAUUCAAACGGUAGAUAUAGGCAUACUUUUAUCCCCUAAAAACUUUUCAUCUGUUCGGAUUUCCUAGCUGAAAGUCUAGUGAUCCGAAAAUUAUAGGGAUAAAAACUUACCUUCUCGAAAACUUCAGCCAGGAAAAGGCUCCCGAAAAUCCUAGGUGGCCUUUUUAAGGGUCAAAAUCCGUUAAAAAUGGAUAAUUAUACCAUUUUGUCGAUGUUCGAAAAUCCUAGGAGAGGCAGGCAAGCAAGAAAUUUUACAACAAAUGCUCCGAAAAUUCUAGAUCUCAAAUCGUCUUCCGAACAGAUAUUUUCCCGAAAAUUGCCGUUGGGUGCCCCUGACCUUGAGACUGGUGAGUUAGAGGUAGACAUUUCAUUUGAAAUCAGAAAAAUCUUCACUGUUUACAGAACAACAGCAGGAAAAAGUCAAAGAAAAAUGGACACAUGUUAUGGUGGAAAUCGACAAAAACCUGAAGAGGGAUAACUACAGUACUGCCUUGCAGGUUCUUGACAAAUUUUUGACAGAUUGUGAAUCACGUGAGUUCAGUCUUCAAGCUCUUAUGAAAAAAGCACAGAGUUGUCUGGAUGCCUGGCAAGAUACGCGUAAGUUUCUUUCGACACCCUUUCCUCCUUUUUUUGUUUUCUUUUUUUCUUUUUCAUUUAUUUUUUCAUCAUUACAGGAUCGCACCAUCCAGGAGGUAAUAGAAGAUAGAGGAAAAUAGCAUCAAGUUUGUUACUGCCGACUGUGACUACAGUCUGUUUAAACUCUCUGUGUUUAAUGUUUUCUUAUCAGAGACAUUGUCAAAUUAGCUGCUUCUAAUAUCUCCGUAAACUACGUUUUAUAAAACUCCAAAAUUUUCUAUCAUACCGUUAUUUUAGGCUCCCGUGAUGCCAUUUCAAAUGACAUGAAAUAUCCAGUUCUUCUUAUGGAAAGCGUCCAGAAAAUAACAGAAGAAUUUGAAGUUCUUCUUACCGACAAAGACAAGAAGAAAAUGGCAGGAUACAUGCAAAAACUUGGAUUUGAAGACAUCGCAGCCAUGUUUUACAAGCUGAAUCGAGAAACUGACAGAAAGGUUAGUAAGUAAAGAUUGAAAAACAAAAAAUGCCAUGGAGAAAUACCGGCCAAAUAGGUUUCAAAUUAAAGGUCUCUCAGAGAUUUCCGCUUCCGCUAUUCCAAUAUUGAGUUCCUGCGAGAAUAUACUGAAUUUUACAACAAAAGCAUUCCAUUAAAGUUCUGUCGAGGAAAAAGCCUGAAAACUGCGUAACCCUUGGCUCACAGCUGGACUCUUGAAAUCUAUUAAAACCAAGUCUAGAAUUUAUCAAUUAUUCUUAAAAGACCUUCUCAUGAGCGUGAAUCCAACUGCAAGAAAUUUAAAAAGAAAUUAAUUUGUCUCAUUCGUGUAGCUAGGAGAAAUUAUUAUAACAAAUAAUUAGACAUAGCUAGAUCUAACUUAAAGCAAACUUGGAAAAUUCUUAAUGAAGUGAACAACAGGCGAGUUGUUAAAGCACCAUAUCCUGCAAGCUUCUUCAAAAACGGAGUGAAAAUCAGUAAUCCAGUUGGCAUUGCAAAUAACUUCUUUAGUUAUUUUACCAACAUCGGGCCGAAUUUGUCAAGUAAAAUCUCGCCCAGAUAUUCAUCGCCCAGCGAUUUCUUGAGCCGCUCUCUUUCUGAAUCCAUUUCGCUGCAACCACUAACGGUCGACGACGAUUAAAUCAUUUAGGGCUAACAAGCCUACUGGAUAUGAUAUUAUAUCCAUGGACAUAAUUCACCAGUCUUUUCAAAAUAUUGUUCAACCUCUUGUAUCGAUAAUGAACCUUUCGUUGUCUACUGGUGUGUUUCCCGGAUCUCUCAAAGUCGCUAAAGUAAUUCCGGUUUUUAAGGCACAUGAUCCAACACUUUUUAGCGACUACAGACCAAUAUCAAUUCUUCCAGCUUUUUCCAAACGUUUUGAGAAAGUCCUGUUUAACCGAAUGACUGAGUUUUUUAAACUUGCAUAAUAUUUUAUACUCGAAACAAUUGGGAUUACGUAAUAAUCAUGCGACUGCAUUAGCUUUAAUCGAUUUAAUGAGCGAUAUAUCUUCAGCUAUCGACAGAAAUGAAUCAACUUUAGGCAUCUUCUAAGAGCUAUCUAAGGCGUUUGAUACCAUUAAUGAUAAAAUCUUGUGCCACAAUCUGCAACACAAUGGUAUUCGGGACACUGCUUUGUCGUGGAUCAAAAGCUAUCUUGAGGAUCGGACUCAAUUUGUCCAGUUUGGAGCCCAUCGAUCUUACUAUAGGAAAAUUUCAUGUGGCGUCCCACAGGGCUCAAUCCUUAGACCUCUUCCUGAUGUCUCUAGCCUGACUCAAUCUUUACUGUUUGCUGAUGAGACAAAUAUAUUUUGUUCCCAUAAGGAUACCGACCACCUUGUUUCUAUUUUUAACAAUGAACUUGCAAAAUUAUUACUUGGCGAAUAAGCUAUCUCUCUAUUCGACCAAAACGAACUUUAUGAUUUUUCAUCCAAGGCAAAAGAAAAUUAAUGUUAAUGUUCCUCUUGUUACGGAAAUACUGUAAUCAAGUCGUGGGAACUAAAUUCUUAAGUGUUAUUAUUGAUCAGCACCUUUCCUGGAAAUCUCAUAUUAGUUUUGUUUUUUAAAAGAUCUCGAAAACUGUGGGGAUCACUGCGAGAGCUCGCUUUUAUCUAUCAUCCAAAACGUUGCUAACCUUUUAUUACUCUCUAGUAUAUCCCUACCUAACAUUCUCUAAUGUUACCUGGUCCUCCACCUACUGCUCUAAUCUAAGCAGUAUUUACCUUUUGCAAAAGUACAUAGCGCGGCUUAAAGCAAAAGCUCACUAUCUAACAAAUACCGCCCCAUUAUUUAGCUAACUAAAAGUCCUUGAGAUAUAUAGCAUUUAUGUAUUCCUAUCACCAUAAUCUUCUGCCUAGUAGCUUUCGUAACCUCUUUUUAAGUAGUUGGUCCUCGAUGAAGGUACCUUGUGAGCAGAGGCUACAUUUUCGCUGUAUGAGCUGGCGUGCAAAAAGUAGCCUCUGCCGACAACUGUUCAGUUUUCUAUCGUACUUUCAUUGAGGACCAACAAUGUGGAAUUCGAGGCCAUUUUCACUAACCUGCUCUUCUUCCAUAUUUGUUUUAUUAAAAAGAAUCUGAAAAAUUAUCUCAUUGAUAGUCGUUCUGUCGCUUAAUAAGUGCUAUUAUUCAUUCAAAAUAUUUCCCCGAUUCUGAUUGGCUAAAAGCACACGCAUAAUUCACCAUAACCAGUUACUGAUGACCAAAUUUGGAAGAAUUUUGUGUUUAACGAGGAAAUGACGUCAAAAAUGCAGCGUUCUUGCAGGUUAAUGCACCGUUAACCGAGAAGACCUGGGGACGAGAUUGAGUUGAUUUGGUUGUGAAAACAAAAACUGGCGGACAUUUCACUCGUUUCCAGAGUAAGAACUAGGCGAAAUUAUAGCUAAAUACAUGACAAGAACAGCAAAAACAAGACUCAAAUGGCGACAUCCGCUAUUUGGAGAAUAUUUGCGGAGCUGGACAAACCUAAACGUGCACUAUCGAAGGUGAACUUAACAUCGAUGGAGGUAAGCAUGUUUUGGCUUUGUUUUAAGGUGGCUCGACUGGAUUUUUUGGGGUUGAUACCUCCCAAGUUUGAGCAUUAACUACGUCGGCAUGAGUAAAGAUAUGGAAAAAAGGUUACCACAACUGUAUUAUAUAAAGAUGAAAAUUUCUGUUGAUCUGGGUUUUAUUGCAAUCGGAGUCGCCAUGGCAACGUAAUGACGCCAUUACGUUUUUCAUUUAUCGUUGUGUUUCUCUGUACCACGAGUUUUUUGAAGAAAUUGCUUAAGGGAGUAUGUACCUGCCAUAAUUGCCUCCAUUAUGGCAAAGUUUGAAGAAAUUCUAUGGAGCGUUUUCGAAAUAUUUUGAAACGCAGUUUUAAGAACCAUCAAAGCAGUGAAAUAGCAUGCUAGCCGCAAAAUUCGCUCAUACAAAAUUCUAUCUUUUUGCUAAAUGUGCACGUGUAUAUGAAACUUGAAAACAAUGCCAGUGAAUAGUGAGGACGCUCGCUUGUAAACACAAAAUGUGGGGGAAAAAUUGGCUAUAUUUGAGGCCCUAUUUAAUUCCUAUUUAAGUCCUGUUUAACCGAAUGACUGAGUUUUUUAAACUUGCAUAAUAUUUUAUACUCGAAACAAUUGGGAUUACGUAAUAAUCAUGCGACUGCAUUAGCUUUAAUCGAUUUAAUGAGCGAUAUAUCUUCAGCUAUCGACAGAAAUGAAUCAACUUUAGGCAUCUUCUAAGAGCUAUCUAAGGCGUUUGAUACCAUUAAUGAUAAAAUCUUGUGCCACAAUCUGCAACACAAUGGUAUUCGGGACACUGCUUUGUCGUGGAUCAAAAGCUAUCUUGAGGAUCGGACUCAAUUUGUCCAGUUUGGAGCCCAUCGAUCUUACUAUAGGAAAAUUUCAUGUGGCGUCCCACAGGGCUCAAUCCUUGGACCUCUUCCUGAUGUCUCUAGCCUGACUCAAUCUUUACUGUUUGCUGAUGAGACAAAUAUAUUUUGUUCCCAGAAGGAUACCGACCACCUUGUUUCUAUUUUUAACAAUGAACUUGCAAAAUUAUUACUUGGCGAAUAAGCUAUCUCUCUAUUCGACCAAAACGAACUUUAUGAUUUUUCAUCCAAGGCAAAAGAAAAUUAAUGUUAAUGUUCCUCUUGUUACGGAAAUACUGUAAUCAAGUCGUGGGAACUAAAUUUCGGAAUAUCUUGAAAACGCUCUAAUAGAAUUUCUUCAAACUUUGCCAUAAUGGAGGAAAUUAUGGCAGGUACAUACUCCCUUAAGCGAUAUUCUCAAAAAAUUCCUGGUACAGAGAAACACAACGAUAAAUGGAAAACGUAAUGGCGUCAUUACGUUGCCAUGGCGACUCCGAUUGCAAUAAAACCCAGAUCAUGAGAAAUUUUCAUCUUUAUAUAAUACAGUUGUGGUAACCUUUCUUCCAUAUCUUUACUCAUGCCGACGUAGUUAAUGCUCAAACUUGGGAGGUAUCACCCUCAAAAAAUCCAGUACAGCCACCUUAAAAUAGGAAUUAUUUUGAAUGAAUAAUAAAACAAUUAUUGAAUUCGGCUUUCGUAUCAUAUGAAGAAUUAUGGAGAUCUCGGAGGGUGUUAUCUGCCUCGGCCUACUGCCUCGACGGAUAACACCCUCCUCGAUCUCCUUAAUUCUUCAUAAGACACUCUGCACUCAAGUAAGUAAUUAGUAAUCUAGCAAGGAAGCCUAUUGAUAUAAGCUCCCAGCUUCUCAGUUUAGGUUUCCUUGUCAUAUUAACUUUUAUUUUAAUUAACACCUGUUGUUAUGUUAUGUCAGUGACUAAACAACAAAUAAAUAAAAAAAAUAGAUAAAAUAUUUAGAACUGAGCUUUUAAUCAUUAACUACGUUAUUACAAUUUUGGCGCACAUUAUUAUUUAGUCAGUUUCAAAGAACUAUAUAGAAAUGUAUGUACGUAAAGCGCAUUUCUAAUUAUGUAGGCUGGAAAGCUGUCACUUAACACAACAAGUGCAAGAUUCCAACUAGAACACAUGGGACAUUUAUUGAAGAGGGAAGAGCGAACUGAUCCCGACAGUCGGGUAGACCACUUCAUUCCUGACACGUGGCAAGUAUGUUUUUACCACUUUUACGCUGAUUAGAAAUUAGUUUGUUUGCUUCGAAAAUUCAGUUCUCAACCUUGUGCCCUACGCCCUCCCCUCUCAGUUGGACUACCCACUUUAAGAGGUCAGCGGUUCGCAAAUAAGACCAUGUUUUUCGAAAAUGGUGACAAACAUCGAAAUUUCUCAUGUAUAGUUCCAAGGAACAAAUUUCCCUCUCCACCUCUCUGCCUCAAAUGAAAACGACUCUUUCAGAAAAGGAGAAUGCACUUGAAGAAACCGUUGAAACACCUGUAAAGACUGUAAUGCUGCGUUACAAUGAAAGCUAAAGAGAAAAAACAUUUUGAUCUGAAAGGGUUGAUGUCUCACAACUUCCUGUUUACAUAAAUGACACUGGCUGAUUUAAGGUCUGCUCAAACAAUGUGGUGAAUACAGUUUCUCGAUAAUAUCAAGAGAAGGACUAUGAAAAAGACAUUGUUAUAAGAUAAAGACAUAUCUUGUUCAUUUUGCCUCCGUCAAUAUAUUUGUCUGUGUUAAAUGUUAUUGUACUUUGAUUUUGUAGGGAAACAAAUGAACCACACAGUUGUUGUAAAUUUGAACGUCACCCACGGUAGAUGCGUUUAUUAAAAAAAGCAAAAGGUAGAGGUUUGAAAUUGACUUCACCAGCGGUACCUGUCCUGUGAAAAAAGGCAAAAAUGGCUGUAUUGACGAGUAACUUUUGAGCAGCUAUUUAGAAAAAUGGAGCAACUUCAGGCAACUUUUGUGGAAUUUUGGAGCAAAUUUUUAGAAAUUUUGGAGCAACUUGUGGUCGAGGUUAGCGUUUAUGUGAGAGUCAUACGUAUCUCCAAGUAGGAAAGUCUUCGUAUCUCCAAUUCAAACACAAGAGGGGCCCUCUUCUUGGGUGCCAGUAAGACACCGACCCAGGAUCGUGGUCGAGGUCUAGUUGUCUUUUGGAAUAUAAAAAAAGGAAAAUAGACCUCCACCACGAUCCUGGGUCGGUGUCUUACUGACACCCAAGCAGAAGGACCCUCUUGCUUUGGAUUGGAGAGACCAAGAAUUUCCUACUUGGAGAUACGUAUGCUUCUCAUUUAAACGCUUUCAAUAGUCCACGCUCGAUAUAUUAAAAUUCUAACAUGACUCCGAGGCUUUAGGGACAAAAUUGCAAAUAGUUCACGACUCCAUUGUCCCAUAAUUCCCAGAAGAGACUUGAGCAAAAAGAAAACCAAACCAAAUACAGAAAAAUGACCAGAAAGCCUCGGAGUCAUGUUGGAAUUUUAAUAUCGAACGUGGGCUGUUGUCCGACAUAGAUGCCAUAAGAUUAGCGCUGCCCUGCUAACUGGAAUUUCUUGUAAAUCUCAAUUACAAAUUUUAGCGAGAGCUUCUUGAUGCUGUGGAUAAUAAUGAGUCAGCGGUGAUAAUAGCUCCUACGUCAUCAGGAAAGACUUACGCCUCUUAUUAUUGCAUGGAAAAAGUUCUGAGGGAGAGCAAUAGUGGGGUAGUGGUUUAUGUUUCUCCCACAAAGGUAUCGUGCAUAGACACAAGGAAGUUUUCAAAAAGUAAACUGCCAUAACUCAAUUCGUUAUUUAAUAUUCGUGUGUAUUGCUACGCUUCAAGAUUUGCUAAAAAAUAUAGCGCCUUUUUAAUUUGUAACAAAUCAAUUAAAACCAAAUAACCAAUCGCACGCUCACACGCGUUUUAUCACGCUUGGCGCCCGCGGCAUGUGCUUGGUUGAAAUCUGACUGCUUAGUGUGAUUGUCUUUGUAUAUUGUCUUUGCAAAAAAUAUUACUUAAUGCUUUAUGUUACUUUGCAUGUAAGUCUUAAGGAUGCUGGAGGAAAUGCUGAUUAGUUCGAGCUCUGUUUGCUGGGACACGAAGUAAUGAAAUAUCCUUUACUGGCUGAAUUUGACGAAUUUGUCCACAGGCGGGCCGUUUAUUUAAUCAAAGCUGAAAAACUCAGAUACAAAAGAAUAUUAUCCAAGCAACGUUGAAUCCACACCCGUCAUCCUAUAUGAUUAUGUUGGAGACAGAGAGGGAAGGAAGAACUCCUUUAACUGUCAUGUUAUAGCGUGGGGCCGAGCAGGCCUCGUGGCUCGCUUUCAUGACUUGAAAAUCUGAUAGUGAUGUCCCGUUUGACGGUAAAGCCCGUCGUCGGAAGGAGAAAUGCGAUAUUUAACAAUUAUUCCACGAGUUUAAUUUGCGUUGGAUAUGAGAUGAUCGAGAUAACCAUCAAGUUGGCUGUAAUCAUCUCAUAUCCAGCGUGUGAGAGUGGGAUAAUUGUUUUAUUAAAAACGCCCACAAAAUAUCGAGAAUUCUUCCCGACUUUGUUUGUAAAAACAACCCAUUUUCAGCUUGUUUUUAAUUUUGAGCAGGCGCGUACAGUUGCCAUAUUUGGAGAGCAUGGUGGCUCAUAUACCAUGAUGGCUAAGCCAAUCAGAACUCUAGACUUGCAUUAUCCAAUGAUUUAGUUUUUUUUUUAUAAUAGUCAGUUAUACGGCUGCAUAACACCAUUUUCUCUUCUUUCUGAUAUAAAUUUUGUGAAAUCGAUUUCUCUAAAGGGGCUGGGUCACGCUACUUAGACAAUUUCGGUACCUACGAAAUGAUCACAGGAAUGUAGAAAAGACAAAAAGGACCACGGAUGGGAAGAACGGAAGAUUAAAACCUAUUGCAUUUGGUAUUUUAUGUGGGUAUGACGUAAAAACUCAAAAAUCAUCAAUAUUUUAUGAGGCAAGAAGUACUUUCGUUAACGAAAGAGUGUCUUAUGUGAUUUAAUACAUAGUUUAAAGGUAUGUUGUCAUUCUAAAUAACGAUAAGAAACAAAAUCACCGAAAAAAGCAAGACCUAGUCCCGUAUAGAAAAUUACGAGUUUUACGUGAUGCAGACUACAAAUGUUUAUUUUGUGUUAAUUUUUGACUGAGAAAAUCGCAUUACAGUUUGAUCUUUAAGCUUAAUAUCUUUCUGAAAUCUUUUACCUUCUAAAAUCGCUUUUAUUACAGGCUCUAGUAAAUCAAGUUGCCGCCACAAUUUACGCCCGAUUUCAUCGUAAGAAACUACCAGCGGGAAAAGCUGUAUAUGGGGUGUUCACUAGAGAUUAUCAGUACAAUACUUUAAACUCUCAGGUAAUUGUUGUGAUCCCUGUUACAAGUCCAUUUCAACAUUGUUAUCCGGUCGCUAUCCUUUUCUUUCGUGACUCUACUCAACUGAGGAGGUCUGGAUCGUUUGCAUCUAGGGCUGUCAAUCUGUCAUGUAAUACCCUUACAGUCAAACCAAGUCAAGCGUACCCCCCAAGAUUCUAUCAGUGAAUUGAUUAUUUGAAAAAUGAAUCCGUUAGUCGUUUCCGUAACUGGUGUCAAAUUCAAAGCGGCAUUUCUGCAUGCGUAAUGAGCAGUGAAUAUUUUACGAGAACUUCUCUGUAUUUGGUCAGAUUGGAAAUCUUUGAAUAGAUUAAGCUUCUUAGAAGACAUUUACAUCAACUUCAGGAAAAUGGAGCUGGUAGAAAUUUCAUAACUGCCUCGCGUGUGAAUAAACGGCUCAUUACACAUUCAAGAAUGCAGAGAUCAAUCUGAAAUCUACAACCAGCAACGGAUUCAACUUUUGAAUAAUAAAUUCAUUAAUAGCUUCUUGGGGGGUACGCUUGACCUGGUUUGACUGUAAUAAUUAGAAUGCAGAUCAAGCCUGGUGCGACGGUAAACAGAAUAUUGUCUACGCCCAGGAGCCCAUAACCCUGCUCGGAUCUAAAACGAAAAUUGGAAAUGACGCUUUUAUCAAACCAACUAACAACGGACCCGAUAAAAACUCUCAAACACAAAUAUCCAUGGCCAGCUACGCAUGCAUUUCAAGAAUUUCGCGCUUACAAGACUUACAGAUAUUUCAUAUUAGUCUUACAGAACUUAUUCCAUUUGUGAAUAUUGUCUAUUGCUUAAGUGCGUAAUUGUAAAAGUGAUCUUCGGUUUUCAGAUUCUUGUCACGGUUCCUCAGUGUCUGGAGAUUCUCUUUCUCUCGCCUCGUAGACAGGACUGGACAAAAAAUAUCAAAUAUGUAAUCUUUGAUGAGGUAAAGUCUAUAUUGCCUAAGUGUUUCAGUGGUUAGUGCUCAUAUUUUGUCUUUUGUUUCUGUCCAAUACUUCACUGAUAUAGGGCUAUAGUAUACGACAUUUACUUAGCAUGUAACUGGAGACGCUAUUUCAGGCAAGCAUUAAAAGGCCAUUUAUCUUUUACAGGUUCACUGCCUUGGUCAGGAAAUCGGAGCUGAAGUCUGGGAACAUCUCCUUCUCUUGAUUCGUUGUCCUUUUCUGGCGCUUUCAGCGACCAUUGGAAAUCCACACGAUUUACUAAAGUAGGAAGGCACAUAUUUUUGCACUUUUGCAUACCCUCAGCGCAGUUGUAUCUGCAGGCACCCAAUGCAACUCAUGCAUCUUGUUAAUGCCAUCAUCACGAAUAGCCGCUUAUCAAAUCCCUUACGCUACUGUGUCGUUAGAGGAAUGGACCUUGUUUACGAUACCCGCCAUCUUUGCAUGCGGUUAAGGACUGAUGGGAUAAAAGCAAUGUCACGUGGUUUUUUGUCAGGGGGGGCAAACAAGUGAAAACAAUUGCCAAUGGAAGAAAUCGCGGUCGAGUUUGUUUAUUCUAGACGACAGGAAAUGAAGUCCUUUUCAUCUUAAAGACGAUAGUGUCAAAAAAUGGGUGGAAGAGAUCAUUGUUACUUUUUUGUAUGCAGUAGCGACCGUAGAUGUCCUCAUAGAAAACAGUAAUGACGUAAAUCUUGCCAAAACUCGAUAUAUACAUUUUGCAUGACUGUGAUAUUGGCGUCUCAGUUUCAUAGAAUAAACAAACUCGACCGCGAUUACUCGUAUCAGCAAAUUUUAUCACUUGUUUGCCUCCUGAAACACAACAACAACAACAACAACAACAACACUUUAUUCCGUCUUAAAAGAACAAAAUUAGCAUAGCUAAUCGAGGCGGGUUGUCAAAAAUAAAGAACAAAAAUUAUCAUUCGCUCCUGGUAAUAUAUAUGAAAGGAAAAUUGUUAUAUUACAUAGAAUGUGUAAUAUAAACAGUUAGUAGAAAGUAAUUACAAUGCUUAUGGUUCUUUCAGUUGAUUUGAUUUAUUACUAUAACACGUACAUAGCUUUUAUACCAUCGAUCCAAGAUCGCGGGCAAAGAUGGCGGGUAUCGUGAAUAACAUCUAUUGAAGAAGUUUGAUGCUUUUGGCAUUUCCUCUCAAAAGCGAUAUACACCGUACAUUGAUCAGUGUAAUUGCGGGUUCCGCGAUUCCUGUGUAUUGAUUAGCUACCCAACAAGAAAGACUGGCCUAAGGUAAUUCCUUGAAUAAGCGACCGGGCGCUUAUUUAAAGUUCCGGCCAAAAGGAGGGAAGUAGGGCGCUUAAUCAAGGAGUGCGCUUGUUAAGUUUUCCAUCAACGAAUUCAAAGUGUAACUUUGUUUUGGCUGAAUCUUUAAUAGACUUAUGUUUGUUGAAAAAGUAGUUGUAAUCAGGCGUACCGUAGUCAAAUUAUACAAAUUACACUAAUCAGUAUAUAUCGGUAUCACCCGUAUGCAUGUUUACUAAAAACACCUAUUAUCUCAUCAUCCUCGAAAUCAUCCUCGUCAAAGAUAAGCAGAUCUUCGUAUUCCCCUCGUAUCCCUACUAUUUAAGAAAGUGAGAGAAAGGGGAGGGGUGCGCCUGUUUGAUGUUAUGGUCUAGUGGUAGGUGCUUAUUCAGGGGAGGGCGCUUAUUGGAGCAAGGCAGCUCAUUGAAGCUCUUGGUUAUUCCGCUUAAGAGUGCUUGCUUUUCUUCGUUCAAGAGGAUUUUUUCAGUUUGUUUUGUCAUUUAAUAUAUCCUUUAUUCAUAGAGCUCUAAUACUCCGUCAAAAUGACUGGAUAUUAUUUACUGGCUCUUAUGCUCUUCAGACGCAUAAAAGAGCUGGGAUACCCUGCCAAUAUCAAGCCAUCUUCAGUUAUAAGUGAAUAUCUUUGUCCUUUUCCCUUUCAUUUAUCGUUUUAGAAUGGCUGUAAUGACUUAAGGUGUCAAAGCCACAUAAUGCAAUUGGAGUUCUGUGAUCAAGGCAAAACACAGCAGUGCUGAAAUAGUACUUGAAUAACAAUCAUAACGCAUCUCUUGAUAAAAUAAAUAAAAAGAAUGAAAGGCACUGUUGUUGUUCAAUAAAAUUGCAGCUGGUUACAGGCCGCACAAGACUUUCGCGAACGGCAGGAUAAACAAGACGGUGGGAAGCUAAGGAAAUCAUACAGGAUCAGGCUAGGUAUGCUUUUUUCACCAUAUGCUUGUUGUACUCACUACUUGAAGAAGUAGCCUUGGUUAAGGAUGUUUUAUAAGCACACAACAAAGAACGUUAAGGGAAUUUAUUGACCUUAAGGUCUGUUGAGCAUACCUUGCGGCCCCUCCUAAUUUAAGUUCGCGGAAGGCAACUUUAAUAUUUCAACAGUAUCGACAUCCGAUUCAAGCUGACAUCGAGAAUUGCGUUGGGUUAUUUUGUUGAGUGUGCAGCAAUGUCGGCAAAUGAUUUAAAUAGUGUCAGAAGUUUAUUAGAAAAUCAUACGGGCUCUAGCGGCUAUAGGUGUAGCUAGAUGAUAUUGUUUUCUGAUUUUCUUAUUAAAAAGAGGUCUUCUGGCGGACUAACCACACCGCGGUUUGUAAGUUACAAAAAUACAUACAUCGCAUUGUCCUUUUCUAUUUUCAAAUACUCGCGUUCUCGAGUCGCUUUCGGAUGCCUAAAAAAUCUUACUACUCGAGCUCUGCGUAGCAGCCAGUGACAAAAAAUGCAAGCAGUUUUUAUUUUCUUCAUCGUUGGUCGCCAAAACAGGGGUUAUGGUCCCAGGCGUUUAUGGCGAAAACCGUGGAAACUUGGGAUGAGAAGAGCGCCAUGCUUGUUUUGUGAAGAAAACUUUGGAAAGACGCCGAGUUUUUCCGGAACGGUCGGUCCACGAAUUCUAUCGCUUGAAAGCGUUGAUUACUUUGGAAGAAGUGAAUACCUCAGUGGUCCAAAAAAAAAGGAAGAAUCUUUAUGAGCAAAGCUUUGAUGGUGAGGCAAACAACAACAAGCAAAUCGCCAUGUUAAUACAAGUUAGCUCUUCUCAGUAUAUCCUUAUUCUUAACACUUCCCGUAUAUCUGGUUUUACUUUCUUGAAAUCGUCCAAAAUUUGGCUAUGUUAAACUGAAGGGCUUUUAAACCUCGCUUACAACCAACUUCCGUCAUUUUUCCUCUUAAAUUUGCGUGUAGGUUCAAAUUUUCGGGAAGUUCGAAAAAUCGUGGGUAAAAUUACAGCAAACGCGGUGGGGGAGAGGUUAGGGGAGUGGUUUGCCCUCCCCACCUCCCCACACAACCAGCACUUUAUGAGAUGGUCGGAAAAUACACUUGUUUCACCUGGUGUAUUUAAAAUCAUAGAGCACCAGAUUCAUAACUUACAAACUAAUUUCAUUUGCAAAUUUUUCAUUGACAUGCUGACCCCCUUUGUAUCUUUGUAAUACUUUUCUUUGUUCUUUUUAUUUCUUUUACUUGAGACUUUUAAAGGCAAGGCUUGGGUCACUUGGUCUGUUGCUGAAAAAAUGGUUAGAUUUUCUUUCGUAAGUUAUUGGCGUUUACAGCUUCUGUUUCUAUUCAGAAAUAAUUUGCUUUUUGGAUCAAGGUUUCUCCGAAUGGCUGGUUUUGUUAAGCUAAUAACACCGUUCUUCUCGCUUUCUUCCAACGCUGCUUACUGCCAUAAAACAAUUGAAACGGCAGAUAAGACGAAUGACGUGAACCGGAGGACGGAAUUUAGCAAGGACAAAAAGGGAGAGAAUGUUCAGAACACGUCUCAGGGAUACCCCUUGGAUCCGUUCCUCAAAAUAUGUGUUCUUUAGGCAAUAAGUUAUGCUGGCAGGAAGAUUUAGAAAAAAUAAUAUGUCCGUGGAAGGAAACUGUUGCUGGGAAUUAGACAAUUCAGGGUGUCUGAGGGGGUUUGAUGUCGAGCAUAGCUGCUAUGUGCUAUCUGAAUUUUGCCCUAUAACCACACCCAAAGUGACCAUUAAUGUCAGGACAUACGUCUGCUUGGAAACUUCCCAGAACGUCAGGUUGCAGGUUGUGGGUGCACCGUCCUUGCUGGCUUGGAACGCUUCCAUUAGUGAGAGUGAGGGACAGAUAAAUUUUUCCCAGCAAAUUCCCAAAAUGUUUAAAAUGGCUUCAGAAAGCUCUAUUCAUGCUUUGUUUUUUUUUUAGGUUUUAUUUCUCAAAAUUUCCCGUUAGGUGCCCCUGAAGUCUCAGCUGCAAAAUUGAAUAGCUCUGUGUUUUAGGUUCGAGUCAAUGAGUGAUGAUUGAUUUUCAAGCGUCAGAAGAUCAACCGGCCGAGCUGCGACAUCCUCUAAUCGUGGCGAAACUCGUCGAUGGUGUUUUAAGCUAUUUUAUCACCUGUAUGCUCACCCCUAAGGCCUCGGAUUCCCCCCCCCCCCCCCCCCCCUUCUUCCCCUCCACUCUAAAACUUGCUCCACGGUCAGGAUUGACAUUUAAGCUCUGACGUUGUUGUUGUUGCUGUUUGGUCCACAGUCAUUUAUUUCUCAAUUUUGUUUGCCUUUGAACAAAAGUGACUUGCAAAGAACGAUACUCAGAUCUUGAAAAGAGCAUCUACCUUCCAAGUCCCAAAAACGGAGGAUUCUCUGAACUAACAAAGACAUAUGAGGAUGGGUUUGAUGUUACGAAAACAGAUGAGUUUGUUAGCCUUCAUCCUUGCGCUCAGCUUGGAGCCAAACAGGUUAUAUAUUAUGUUGAUUAUUGCUUUGAAAUUCGUGACGUAAUUGCUUCUUUUAUAAAAAUAAGGCUAUAGCUAUAAUAAGCACCUCAACAAGGUUCAAACCCAGCAGCACUUAUUAUCAUAGCUUCAAUUAAACUUGCCUGAGAGACCAAAAGAAAAAAUUAUCGAUAUGAUUGAGAGCCUUUUUAAAUAGACCAUUUUAUAAGCCUUAUUCUAACCGUGUCUCCUUUAACACUUUCAAUAGGUAAUAGCCCAAUGUCUUUUUUUUCCCAUUUAGCUUAAGGAGAAUGGUUUCCCGAGUGAUUUUUCUCUCUCUCCUAAAGAAACUCUUCAGCUCUAUGACGUCAUGCUGAGCCACUGGCGUGAUAGAGAAUCUUUAAAGGUUAGUGAAUAAUUCGUUCUGAUUAAAUCUCUGCAAACGAUUUUUAACACGUUAUGUUUGGACGUUAAUUAGGAAUUCGAUUCCCUUUCCUGGAUGUGGACUCCUUAAGCCAAAGGAUUUAUGGAUCAAGCCAACAGAGGCCGCCACACUCCAAGUUUCUUGAAACGCUUUUUCAGCAUUUCAGGUUUACACUAUACCGCAGUUACUAGUUAAAGGAGAAACUAAUAAUAUGGAGGUGACCUAGUGCGUUUAAGAAACUGCGCUUAAUUUCGCUCUAACUCUUUAAUCCACUUGAUAACAGUUGUUUAAGCUCUUAUUUAAUUGUUUUUUUCUUAAUGAUCUCGUUUUGUAGAGACUUGCUCCUGAGCAGUAUUUCAAGGAGAAGAGGUUCAUUCACAAAAAGCAUGUAAGAGAGUACGAGGAGGAACUGAAGAAGGAGUUCAAAUCCUGGACGGAUCACCAAGAACAGUUUAAAAAGGUACAGUAAGGUAGUUCUAGCUUUUUAUUCUGGCCGGCUGGCGAUUGCAUGUAAUCAUUCAAUGAAGUCUCAUCUAGAAUACUAUUGUCACGGACGUCGGCACUCUAGGGAAUGAAAAAAUGAUGGUUGAUCAUUCAAAUGAAAUAUAAUGCAGGCAGCUGCUAGCCUGCAUUGCUGGCAAAUUUGUUGGAUAGCGGUAAAGGAAAGUUCAUUCUCGUCGAGACCACGAGAGAAGUGAGGUCCCCGAACUCGUGGAAAGUGUCGCCCAUUCCAUCACCUCCGGAGGCUGUGCUGGACUACUUUGAACGAUUCAGAUCCAUCAGGACAGCUUCCAUACUGUUCAGUUUAGGGAAAAUAUCCACAAUAAUGCUUAGGUAUGGAAAUGAGCACCUUUCUUUAUAGGUUCUUGAUCAUUUCAUUAGCCACCGUGAAUUCCAGUGAAUUGCUGAGGGCAUUUCAGGGGGUCAUGUUUUGAAGUGCUCGUGAUACUCUGUAUAAAUUUGUUAAAAAAAGGGUCCUAAUCCUUUCAACGUACUUUCCUGGAUUUUUGCCGAGAAUUUCUCCAUAACUUCGAUCUCCACGUUGCAGCGAUCCUGGUACAAAAUAAGAUUGCGGCAGCCGACUGUCUUUGCGACACCAGAUUUCGGUCAGGAAACGUUGAGGUACGGUAAACGUGACCAUAUUCAAUAGCGCGUUUGAAACGUCUACUCGCUUUCCUUUGCUUCUUUUUACCGAAUGUGAGUGGUCACCAUCAUGCAGCUCGAACAUACGUUCCAUAUUCAGAGACAUUUCUGCAGCUGACUUGGAUGUCGAAGUAAGUUUGUUCAGGUAGGAAUAUCCUUUAUCGAUGCAUAAAAUAGGAACUAUUUAACCGUUCGUUUGUGGAAAUUUACAAUGUGAUUGAAGAGGCCAUUCGGCAAUGUUUCGUCAGCCUAAUAUUUUUGUCGAUUAGGGUUUCCAAGUAAAAAAAUUUAUGGCAACACACACCUGUGUAGCCGUGUUUCCAUGCCAGAGGGAGCUAAGCCAACCACAAGCAAAUUUUCCUUUUCUCCUCAAUCACUGAGCUGGCGUUGGCUAGUAUUCCGGCCAAAAGAAGAACGCAUAAAGUAACGUCACUUAUGGCGUAAGGAUUUGGCCAUCUUUGUGUAUAUAGCUAACGGAGCUAUAUUUUCCCACGGAAUCUGCACUUCAGAUUCCUUUGUCCAUCGGCCGCCUCUUAGUUUUUCUUCUGCCGGAUCCGAAAUUUGGAAAAAUUGUAACAUGGUGCCAAAAAGCACGCAAAGCCACGAUCAUUUUGGCCAGUGUCAGCCAGGGAUUCGUCGGUAGGUAUUUCAGAUGCAUAUCCACAGAUCGAUCGAUCCACUGUUCUACCGAACCACCCAUCUAAAUAUCCACCUAUCUACCGACCCAUCGUUGUAGUGAACCAUCGCCAAAUUAUCUGUUACUCAAUUGAUAUUACAUAGUUGUAGUGAGCCAUUGAUAAAUCAGUUUAAAUGUUACAGGUGAACAUUUGUGACAUCAGUCGUGAGGUUUUAAACCGAGGUACUAGGAUUCUUGCCAAGGCUGGUUCUUAUGGCUCAAUCAAUCCCAAGCGUGCCCAUCCACCCUCAAGGCAUUUUUCGGGCAUUUGUCAAGUGCUGUGUUCCUACGAUGGGGUUCUUGUCAUCAAACGUCUACCCGGUAGUAGGGAAUUUUGUCACUUAAAAAUUUCGUCUUAUUUGCUAUCACUAUCACCUCCAUAAAAGUAACCUCUAUGGCACAUAAGAAGGUCCGAAACACGAGCUUAUUAACGAAAGAUUUGGUAGCUCAAAACUUCGAGUUCACUUUUUGCUUUGUCCCCAGGGUGGGCUAAGUGAACACGUUCUCCGGGCCACACUGUUGGGCAUUUCCAGCUUUCCGAAGAAAAAAUGACAAAUGCCCGACAAAUGCUGGGGGAAUGGGCACGCUCGGGAUUGAUUGAGCCUGGUAGGCAAUAUCGCCAUCUCAUCUUCACUAAGCAAACGUGAAGCCUCUUCUACUUCUUCUUAUGUUAGGGAAAUGUUUUCCAUGUUGCCUCUUUUUGCCGAAAACUAUAGCUAUAUCAUUAUUUUUUUUGGAUGCUUCUCUUCUCUCUUGAGAUCAUAUCGAUUUAUGUUUUUGACGUGUGGCUUUGCCAGCCAUUGUGCUGUCGGGUCUCCGACUACCUAAGAACUCAACAGUUCGGGUUUGUCCACAAAGUAAACACAGUCUUAAUUAACACUUUGCAGUUUUAAUUGUAGCAACUGUAAAUUCCCCAGUAUUUUUUCUUGUUCAUUUUAAAAUUUUUUUCGCUAGGCGAAGUCAGUGAUUAAGUCGCUGAAUUCUGUCUGCGAAAAGAAAUUGACCUCAAUUGAAGGAGAAUGGUCGGAACUUGGGAUCGGGUCGACAGGUAAACGGGUCAUCUUGCAUAAUUAUGCAAAACUGGUUGAACAACUUAAAGCGCAAGAUAAACUACCAGCCCUUGUGUUUAGGUAAGAUGCCACGAACCAAUUUAGCUGUUACCACUUAUAUAUGUAUGAUCGUCGAGUUCCAGAGCUUACGGUAAUGGGUGGUCAUCUUAGUUUCAGUACAUAAAAGUGUGACCUGGGGAAGACUACUUCAAGUCUACCUCGGGCGGGGGGGGGGAGGGGAAGAAGGCGAGAAACCUCCCCCCACCCCAUUGGCACUAUAAGCCUCCCGGAUUACAUUUGAAACCUUGAUGAUUGAUGAUUACAUUCCCAUUGCAGUAAGCGCUUGAUGUCGACGAUCUUACGGAAAAAUUAGUAGGGGACUGCAAACAGGGCUAUACAUACAUGCAUACAUACAUACAUACAUACAUACAUAUACUUUAUUUAUGCUCGAAAUUUACAGAGUAGCUGUAGAGCUAAUAUAUUCGAGAAAAUAAGUUAAAAUAAGAUAAAAUAUGCUAUAUUACAGUUCCAAUAUUAUUUAUAAACUAUAUACAACAUUAUGCAUGCAGAGGGAAAUAUAACUUGUAAAUCUACUGUGGAAAAGCUUCUUAUCUGAGGAUCUCCUGCUUGAAUUCUAGAAAAUUUAAUGUUUUGUAAGUGUCUGGGAGAGAGUUCCAUACUUUGCUAGCUAAGUAUGAAAAAGAGUGCAGACCAUAAGUCGUUGUUUUUGGGUUGGGAAGGGCCAGGUUAUGAUUUCCGCGCAAAAUGUAGGAUGAAGACCGUACGAUGAACAUAUCUUUUAAAUAACCUGGAUAAUUCGUAAAGAACAGACCCUUAUAUAAUGUGAUCAUGACGUUCUGGAGGCGUCUAAUGAAUAGAGAUAUAAAAAAUGCUAUGUUUUUUUGUUAAUUAGCUUUGAACGAAGACUCUGUGAACUGCUGGCGUUUAUACUUACUGAACAAUUUGAAGACAGAGAAGAUGCUAUUAGGGAACGCACAAGAAAAUCUGAUGAGAAGAAACGUUCACAGGCAGAAAAGAAGGCUAAAAGGACUAGAGAUGCAACGGAAAAGGAGAAGGAGAAAAGGUAACGUUAAAAAUAAUUCCAUAGUUCAAAUGUAACUUAAAGGGGCUGCAGUGUCACGGCUGUCUAUAGCUCAUUUUGUUAAUUUUGCCUAUUACGCUUCCUUCAGCGCUGUGGAACUUGUGAAAUUAGUUGUAAAUGACAAAAUGAUAGCUUCUUCACGAACAAAUAUACUUCCCAAGCAUUAUAUCAAACGUUACAAACAACAAAAAUGAGCUUUGAAAAACUGUUAGGCCAUCACGUUUUCAAAAACCCGCUUACAUUUUAAAUCCGUUAAAAUCUUUUUCAGGUUUGUCCAUUCGCGCCUACUUUUGUAUUUUUCUGUGUUUUAAUACCUUGCCUAGUCCCUAGGCCUCAUUAUUCCCCGCGGCUAAAGCGUUUCGGGUCACGUGGUCCAAGCGAAAAUGUGAUGUGUUGCGAAAGUGAAAUGUUUCCCGCCCGUUUACCUAGGAUACGUCACCGAAGUGAAUUGACCGAGAGGGACUGGGAAAACGCCGUACAGGGACUAGGCAAAUUAAUACCUUCUUUUAAUGUUUUGUUCGAUUAUUUUUAUGUUUCACUCAAUUUGGUAGCAGCUCCUACCGUUAGAAUUAAAUUUUUAUAAAAGUCGUGACACAGCUCCCUACUGUGACCCUGCAUCUCCACUGUCAUCAGAUCCAGCAGCAAACGAGAUAAACUAGAAGAAGAACAAGAUGAUAAGAAUUUGCCAGAUUUGGACGAACCUCUACCACAAUGUACUUUGUCCGUGACCCAUGGAAUUGGCAAACAGGUAAUAAAUUUGGUGGGACUCAGUUUAAAUUCUGUUAGUUCCCCGUUUAUUUGCUCCUGCCAGUAGUUGAAUUGUAUAAACAAGACUCGGGUUAUUAUUCCUUUGAGUUUAAUUGGGGUAAACUUUUGCAAGUAUAUACAAAACUGCUUCCUUAACUUUUACAAAUCCAACACAAAAAUAUGUAGAUCUUUUACCUCUCAUUAACCUUUCUUUAAAGACUUUUACACCGUUGGUUUUUUUGUCGAUUUCCGACUCUUGAAAGUGUCUGUCAACUACAAACUGACAGCAUCGUCGUCUCCAUAGACUGACGCAGUCAAGCACCUCUAGCGUUGUGGCCACUUUUACAAACCAGUUCAUCAUUAGAGGCAAGAGGUCACAAAAGAAGUACAAAAAAGGGUCGAAAAAUCGAAGAGGUUUAUAGCUAAGGGCGAAUAACACUUCAUUUUUCUCUAUAAACCGCACGAAUUCUGUUGGAGCAAAAUGUAACUUGCGUUUUUGGUUUUUGUUUCAUUCUUUAGUUUACUGUUUUUUUCAGCGAGUUUAUAUUUUGUCUUUUAUUUUUAGCGGGUGAUGAAGAUAAUGCAUCGCAUACGGGAAAUUCACAGUAGAGGCCCGUUCAAGCGUGCGUUGAGGCGAGGAAUAAGCUUUCACCAUGCUGGAAUGAAAAACAAAAUUCGCACGGUGGUCGAGAUGCUCUUUAGGGAGAAAUGUCUUCAGGUAAGAUAGAUAAACCAAAACUGUUAACAAACAAUUAUGUAAUUCUCUAGUUUAUAACCUAAAAUUUUAGUGGCUAUGUGUACGCAGUUUCUAUAUAAUUUUCAUGGCGUGUACUCCUUUUUAAGUACCAAAAGUGGUUUAUUUUAAUUUGAGGGAAUUUAACGUUACGUUCGAUAUUCCCAGUUCAAUAAAGCUUUUUGCAUUACCGGUAAUUUGCAAGAACUGACUAUUUUUACAAAACAGCUGAUGUUCGGCUAAGGGCUGUGAGGUGAGAGUAGUAUUUGUGCAUUUAAUUAAUUUUUGUGUGGAAUACAUGAACGCCGAUGACGUCGUAGCCUUUUGUCUUUAUCUCAUGAAUAAAAUGCGCAGGAAUCUCACUAAGAUAAGGCCAUGUCCUAUUUUCAGUUGAUUUAACCGGUUCUACAGGUUUUUAGUUGACGGAUGAUGUCAUAAUGCAUUUUAACUAUGUGUGUCAUAUCCUUACUUGGGUAUCAUAAUGUCCAAUCCUACAAUAGGAACAAUAGGCUUGCCUAGACUUUCUCGCUCUAUACCCACCUGAUUGUUGAUGUAGAAUCUAUUAUGUGUUCAAAAUAAAAGCGCGCAGAUUUCGAACGCGAUGUCUUUCUUGCAAUCGCUUUGCUAUGAAAACUUAUUUGUUCCAGUUCGCUAUACUGAGUAAAAAAUCGAAUAUAAAAAAACCUCAGACACAAAAUGGGGCUUAAAAGACUAUUUAUUUCAAUCUUGAUUGGCCAUUAACAAAACCGUUCUGUCUAGUCUCAGCGUUUGGUGAGCAUCUGACCUAUUCGCUUUUUCGUGCAUCACGUGUGUUCUCAAUAAAUUAUCCGUGCAUGUCUACACAAUUUCCCUAUAGAGAUCCCUAUAGUUCACUUUGGAAAAGAGUGAUAGCCUGGGACCCCAGCUAGGCGCGCGCGCAUUUAUGGGAUUAUUUGGGGGGACGUGAAUGUAAACAAACAUGGCGGAAAGCGGACUGAAAUGUUUUAGCAGAGUUAAAACAGCUCAAAAUAACAAAAAGGAAGGUGCAAUUGAAAGAACAAAAAAACAUGAAAAUGUGAAGCUGAAGGAAGAUGUGCCUGGGAGAUUUUACUUUGAGAAAAACUAGAACAAUGCAAAUCCGUGUGCUAUCGGAGUUCAACUUCAAAUUAGCGUUCCGAAACAAACGUACAUAUUCUCGCUGGAUACGUCUCGUCUUUGGUAUUCUAUAGAAUGUCAGACCAGGGGAGUUCCUGAAGUUAUUUGUGCACAAAGGCACACAACAACGUGCAUGCCUCGUCAUAACACAAGGCGGCUGCUCACUUUGUCGCCCCAAACAAUCCCAUAAAUACGCGCGCGUUUAGUUUGGGUCCCAGGCUAUCACUCUUUUCCGAAGUGGGCUAUAGCCUAAGCCAACAGUUCGACUUCCUUUGUUUCUUGCGGUUUGGCUUGUUCUUUGUAGUUGUUCUUUUAGCUUUUGCUUCAAAAGGUGCUUCAUUUCUUUGUGAUCUUGACAGUUCGUACGGUACACAGUUAGAAACAGUUAUGACGUCAUUCAUCUAACAAUAACUAAAAACCCGUAAAACCGGUUAAACCAACUAAAAAUAGUACAUGACCUUAUCUAAUCGGCUAAUUCCUCAACUUAGAGUCUCCUCUGAUCUGACGGGUCAAACAGGUGAGUCGGUUCAAACCCCGGGAAAGCCAAAAUAACAAUUCUUUCUUCCUCGAAUUAGUUAAUGAAUAAAUCAAAGAAAUCCAAGUGAUCUCGAGAUAUCUCGAACUAAUUCGGCUCUCACUUCGUCAAAUAGCCGAAUAAAACCGAAAACCUACGGACUUUGCGUGCCCAAACUUGCACCACAAAAAAGCAAAUUUGGGACAUUCCUGAGCGUUGCGAAUGCUUUACUUCGCGCUCCACCGAAGUAAUAAAGACAAAACGCUAUGACGUCAUCGGCGUAAAUGUAUUCCACCCAAAAAUUAAUUAAAUCCACAAAAAAAGGUUGUAAAAUUCGGUCCCUUCUAUACUACUGGUGAGAUAUAAUUGGGAACCAUUUUUGUGCUUUGUGCUCAACUGGUACGCGUAAUACGGUUUUUGAACGGUAAAUUAAUUGUCAGUAAUUGAAGGGAAUCCCAAAACAUCGAGUUUGGAUUCGAGUUCGAGUUCGAGUUCGACUUUUUACCCUUUAAUGUGGCAUCUGGCGGGGGAGGGGGGGGCGGGUACUCCGGAUUUCAAGUGAAGGGGAUGAUCGAAUUGGGGCAAAAAUCAAAACCCCCCAAAACUUCUAGGGCUUCCAACAAAACCCAAAAAUAUCCCUGGUCUAAAAAUUAACCCCCCAAAAAAUCCCAUGCCGAAUUUCCAAGAGUUAAAAACUGAAGCCGAAAGCAAGUUUGGUUGUAUUUUAUUCGCAGAACUGCGCCAUUCGGGCAUACGCGGGCGCCACCGCAAAUUUUCAGAUUGUUUUAAAUACCACCAAAAAUGCAAACCUAAAUAAAGCCACCCAUAAAAAUACUUGCCUAUUGCCUAUUUUUCAGAAUCUAAGAUUUCAAACCCCCAAAAAUCCUUCCAUCAUCCCCAUCACUUGAAAUCCGGAGUGGCCUUAGGGUUUUCGAGGGGUAUGUAAUUGUUCCUAUCGUCUAGUAUAAGAUCUCUCCUUCCAGUAUUUUAUCUAGUUUGUUCAUAAUGACCGUGGUAGUACCUUUAUCCGUUUUCUUGACGUUUAUUUUAGAAUUAGUAUAACCUCUGUGAUAGCCUUUCUCUCAUUCAGCGUCAACUUUUGCCUAGCUUUGGUUAUCGGCCGUGUAUGCGCAAACCUCGAGAGAGCAGAUUAAUGUGAUCAUUAGUAUGUUCUAAACUGGAGACUGAGGUUCUUUAUGUAUUUUUUCUUGGAUUCUGUUUUCACAGCUGCUGAUGUAGUAUUAUUGUAAAGCGUUGUUGUUGCUGUUUUUUUUUGUUCAGUGGAACCCAGUUAAUAUGGUCACCAAUGGGCCAAAAAAAAUUGGCCGUGCUGACGAGGGUUUUUUUACAAGAAAAUGUAUGGCGGUUUUUGCCAGGCGGCCAAAAAAGAGUGGCUGUAAUAACGAGGUGGCCGUAGCCUGAGGCGGGGUUUCACUGCACUAUUUUUUUCUACACUGUCUAAAUUACUUCAAAAUAUUUGUCUUGCAAAACACCUCGCUCGAGUUUGCGUCAAAGUUACGAUGAAUGUUAAAAAUGAUGAGUUUCGGGGAAAUAAACGCGGUUCAGGCAGAAAGAUUACGAACUGAAACGCAUUCAGCGCAUUUCUGACACUCAUAACCUCUGCGAAGUCAGACACAAUAUAAGUAUAUCUUUAUCUCUGGUUUGCUAAUAUUUUUGAAUUUUGGGUCGGAAUCGCUUCGAUUUCCUCUCAGAAAUACUUCAACGUCAAAAUUCGUCCUAAAAAAGAUCCCUUGAUCGCUAAAAAUGACUCGAAAAGUAACUCGAAGUUCAACUCGAAUUCCAACUUGAAGUCUAACUCGAACUUCAACUCGAACUCGAACACGAAUCCAAACUUGAACAUGCCCUACUCACCUAAUUGAAGGAAAAGCAGCCGAAUUUCUAAUCGAAAAAAUAUUUUGGAAAAUACUUUAGAAUUACUCCACUACUUUUUGUUAUUUGGGCGUCGCCCAAAUAGAAUGAUCGAGAUCGCUUGUUUUGAUUCAAAGUUGCAAUAGGCACACAAUACGUGCGAACGUAAAUAAGCCAAGCGACCCGACUAGAAUGUCUCCCUCGUGAUGUGUUACGACACAGCAUUUAUCCUCUUUACAUACGUCCCACAGAUAACGCACGGCAUACAAAUCAGCAAUAGAAAUCAAACGUAUUGAAAAAACAAGGUACACUGAGUGAAACAAACUAUUAAAUAAUUUAAAUUUUUCCUUCGGAAAAUAGUUGUCCUCGCAGCACACGGCGUGAAUGUUUUUCCUCCGGACCAUAGGUACCGGUCAUUGCCCUUUUCCAUUGUACAGACUCUUCACUGACAGUAAGGACACUUGAUUUUUAAGAAUUUUGACGGCAAAUCUGUCGAAAAUAAUUGAAAUUGACGGGCUUGGCUUAUUGCCAAGAGUUUGACAAUAUUUUUGCCCUCAGUUGUCGAGAGCCAAAGAAGAUGUCACGCAAAAUGACAAUACAACUCACAGUAAGGGCCUGAUCACAUGAGCCGGGCUGGCUAACCAGAUUCUACGCCCUUCCCCUUGACUUCACCGAUUUUUCAAAGCCCCCCGAACACACACACAAAAUUUCAGUUCCCCCCCGCAACAUCAUCUUACCCCCUUCUCCUUAUUAAACGAACUUUCCCUAAUCCACGUUCUCUCCAUAAAAAUAUUAUCAAAAAUAACCGAAAAACAAUCCUAAACAGAUAGCCUUACCUGUUAAAAAUAAGAACAUGAAUGUUUUCGACUAUUGAUAGGAUCUUUCACAACCACCACUUCAUUUCAACGGAUUGUAACUGCAUUAUCCCUUCAUAACCAAAUAAGCACUCCCACAACUACUUCACUGCAACACCUAAAAUCACUUUUACCUUCCAAAACAACAUUAUUUGUUACUUCAUAUUAAAUUCUACCAGAGACGAGUUUCAGUGAUUAACAAACUACAACCAUUAUCUUACCAAUCCACGUCCAAUAUAUCUCCACCUCUUCCACUUCACUCAUCUCAUCUAAAAUACACAACGCUACUGCACUACUCACACAUCCCUAGUACAUCGAUACCCAAAUAUACGCUCUCACAGCGUCGUGUUUCUUUUGUAGACAAUUCAGUCGUUCGUGAUAUAACUAACCUAGCAGAAGAGUUCUUCCCCAUUACCAGAUAUUAGGCGCAAUUGAGCUUUUCAAUCCUAAAAUUCUUUACGAGGUAGGAAUAUAUUAUGCAAAGGUCCUUUCUUGGCCUAGGAUUGUCUUUUGGCUAUUCUCAAUCCGUAGGUUGUCUCGGCUACAGGUACUCUCGCCCUUGGUAUCCAUAUGCCUUGCAAGACCGUUGUGUUCGCUGGAGAUUCUCCGUUCUUAAACUCUUUGAUGUACAGACAAGUAAGUAGGCCACGAAUGUUAGAAUAUUGAAACUCUUGUCGAUAAAAUGUUUAAAUGGAUAACCACUCUUGUAUGAUGGUGGUUUAGCGGCUUGCGUGCUGGACUAAAGGACAAAUGAGGGUCGGUGGUUCGAUUCCUUAUCUUUGCCGUCGUCCUGUUUCCUUUGACAAAAGACCUCACCUUGUCCCUCUCUAAGCUGCACUAAGACAGUGAGGGGCUCACGAGGCUCAGUGAGAAGCUCAUGCAAGAAAACAGUAUGGUCACUACCUUACACUUACGGUCGCAUCAGCCAUCCAAGCUGCUUUAAAUAUUCUUGUUAAGAUUCACAAUCACGGCAGUUAGUAGCCCCAGGCAGUUCUCCCGUCAGCAGAGGCCUUUUUUGCUGUUACGAUGCCGGGAGGAGGGAAUAUGAAAGUGGAAUAUCUGUUAGAGCCUCUAUCCUAACAAUCAGCGCUUAUUACCUAGGGGUAGAGCUCCACGGUAGCCUGCAGUAUUUUCCAGCCUGUUGGAAUGCGGUAGCGCGUGCGCCUUAGGCAGCCUUUUUGUUUUCUCUCUGACCAGGUGUAGGAAUUGUUACCGACGUGAUUAUGCUUUGUGUUUAGCAUGUGAAUUGAUGGCAUUGAAUGUAGGGUAAGGCGAAUACCCCUAGGUUACGGUGGCUCGUAAGGACAAAACACUUUCCAGAAUCCAAAACAUGUCCCACAAUCCAAAAUCACUUCCCUGGAUCCAAAACAUUUCCCAGAAUCCAAAACACGUCCCAGAAUCCAAAAAAACUUCCCAGAAUACAAAAACACUUCUAAGAAUCGAAAACACAUCCCAGAAACCAAAAAACAUCCAAGAAUCCAAAAUACUUCCAGAAUCCAAAACACAACUUAAGAUUCUGGAACGUGUUUUGGAUUCUGGGAAGUGUUUUGUCCCUAUGAGCGACGGUAGUAGGUACUUAACCCUACAGAAACUUGGUUAGGGUUCAGCAGUGUGGGAUCCCUGUAAAGCAGCGCAAACAAGCAUUACAAGUACAACACAUUUUUUUGAUCUAUUCAUUUUACAUUUAAUCAAUAUAUUCUGUUUUGUGACCGCCUAUGGGCAAAUAGCCAUAUGGCCAAUGGUAAUGUUCCCUCUAACUACAAUAUUCAAAUAGUGCCUGUCUCUUACAGAUGUCCGGAAGAGCGGGCCGCAGAGGUUUUGACCCAGUGGGCAAUGUGAUUUUUUUUGGAAUUCCUUACCAGAAGGUUCAACGUCUCAUGACAGCCAAUAUACCGAAGCUUGUUGGAAACUUCCCUAUAAACGUUUCGCUUGUUUUGCGCCUGCUCCUGAUGACGUCAACAGGAGACGACAAACAAGAUGCGUUUACUAAGGUCAGAUAACGGCAAGGUCACCUAUUCAAAUGUUACUUCCUAAAUCAAAGACUUUUAAAGACUGAAAUGUAGAGAGAGUUGUCACUUGAGUCAAAAAGUUCUUAACCAGUGCUUUCAAAGCACAAUUAAUAGUCUGCGAUUAAGUGAAGAUGUGAAUGUAACCAUAGCUAGCAUUGCUGGCAAGUACUUUCGGUUCUUAGUUGCUGGAGUGCUUUGAAAACUAGCUUAAUGUACUGUUCCCCUUCGAGGGUAAAAUUAAACUGCCUGUAAAUGUGACGAAGUAAUCUUUUUUUUUUUUCUUGUUCCUUUUUCAUGUAUCAGGAUGCAUUUUUGGCAUGGUUUGCGUGGUUUGCUACUGAGUGAUUGUAAGCUUUAUUUGUUGUAGGCUCUAACACUGUUAUCCCACCCAUUUAUCUGCAAAAAGCAUCCCGAAAUGGAGAGUCAGAUCAAGAAACAUUUCCUCUUCAGCGUCGAACUUCUUGCCAGAUUGGUGGGUAACACAAAAUUUCAUCUGCCCAGCAUGUUUUCUUUUUUAUACAGAAUGAAGAAAGGGGGCUAAAAUAUACAUGCCAAGCAAGACAGUAUUAAUAUUGUUUAUUGGAAAAACCUUUUUGUUUCAUCUCAGGGUCUCAUAAACAAGGACACCGGAGCACCACAAGAGAUGGCGGGACUCGUGACUCAUCUACACUACCACGAGCCCUCUAAUUUCGUCCUAGUGAGCUUUCUACAAAAGGGCCUUUUUCAUGAGCUUUGUGAACCAGGCGAAAAUGGUAAGAGAACCAAAAACGUUUAAAUUAGUGCUUGACGACUAAAUCAGUUAUUUCACCAAGUUCCUCUACAAGUCUAUGUCUGUGUUAAAACUUUUCAAAGAAUCAUUUUUUCUCCAAUUUAUUAUUACAGGAAGGUUUUCUGAAGACGUCAUGAGGUCAAUGGUUCUUAUACUUAACCAUUUGUUUGGUCGAACAUUCCUUCAUUCUUCUUACAAGCGAUGGGUUCCCUCUUGUCCAACCUCAAAGGUACACUGAGUCUCUUAAUGUUGAUAUCAUUGGGUGUUGUUUGAUUGACAGGGAAGCUAUCUCUUGCCCAUUAGUAAGUACUGUUAUACACCUUUAACCAAACACUUUAAGCCUUACCUUCACUUCAAGCUGGCACACUAGAUAACUAAGUUUAGUAUCCAAGGACUAGACUAUUUGUAUGUACUUUCUUUAACAGGUUGUUUUGGAAGAUCUUCCCGAAGAGUUUAGUGACGCUCUUCAAGGUUACAACGCUGAGGUUACAAAGGUUUUCAGCCAGUAUCUAAUUACUGUAGCAACAGAGCAUGAAAGGCAGCGAGGAGAGGAAAACAAACUUCCCUUGUCAGGAAUAGGUAAGACUGAAGAAAAUAAUCCCUAUAGAGUGGAACAACUGUCUAUUAUAUACAGCAUCAAACCCGAGUUGUUUUAAGAGUGGCUAAGGGACUCUUUUAGUCCCUACAUCGGUAAGAAAAUGCCAUUGGCUUUAAAAGAACACUGUCCCAAUUAAGCGCUCACGCGAACGUCCAUCAUCCAGCCAGUGACGUCAAGGUGCACUGUGGGUUUCCAGGCAACCGAUUUUGCGGCCUCCCAAGUGAAUCCGAUGAGGCUUGCUUUAAUAUCUAUCGGUUCUGUUUUUGUAGCGGCCAUUUUAGGAGUCGAUAAAUGCUUUGUGCGAUGGGUUUCGCAGGCAAAAAUACUUUUAAGAGAAAAUGGAAGCGAUUUGGGUCAUUAGCCUCAUGAUAUAAACGAAAAUCGAGGUAAUAAAACACAUGUUUUGCGUUCCACUUCGGAGACGAAUUUAUACCGUGUCGGCUUAGUUAGGCAUCUGUGCUUUAAAUGCGAUGAAAUUUAUACGGGAUAUUUUGCGCCUUAUUUUAUUUUUUUUUCCAAUGAAAGACGCUUCUUAUUUUUCCUCGUAUAAAUGGCCCUAAUGUAUAAGAGGUCCCGAGUUCCAAUCCGGGCGGAACUUUCUUCCUACUUCUUGCCGUUCCCCAGAAGUGCUUCGCGUGGUCUUGCGAUUCACAUAUUUAUAGUGUUAUGAUUCCAUUGCACUCGUUUCCCUUUACAUUAAUUUAGUGCCUGUUUGGUUGAUUUGUCGGCCGUACUCUUACAGGAGGUUUAGUUUACUUACACGUCGUUGCAAAACAUCGUGCUUCAAGAAGUCCGCACAAAAUCUCUUCAGUCACAUCCAUGUCUCAUGUGUUUUCUUCUUUUUUCGCCACUUCCACAUUUCCCAUAGUACACCUUAUUUGGCCCCCCAAAUUUUGCAUAACCUUUGUUUUUCAUUUCUCCUGGGUAUUGCAGCCGUCCCAAGAGAAAUGAAAACAAUACUUAUGAAAAAUUUUUGGGGGCAAAUAAGGCGCAGUAUAGGAAAUGUGGAAAUGGCGUGUAUCUAGUAUUUUCUUGUGCUGUUACUUUUCCCCUUAUUCCUUUCACGAUUAUCUGAGCUUCUUUGGAGGCUGGCGGGAAAAAAUAAGCCUUCAACCACACUUUGAUUACUGUAGUACUAUCUGGGAUGGCUUGUAGCAUCAGCUCAGGGACAGUCUCGAAAAACUACAAAAUCGUGCGGUUAGAGUCAUCACCAAAUCAAGAUAUGUCUCGAGUCUCGCUUGGUUAGGACAACUUAUCGAUUAGAAGGGCUAAACAAAAGGCUAAAGUUAAUGUACAAGUGUAGUUAUAAUUUCGCUCCAGCUUAUCUCUGUAAUUUUUUUUGCCCUAAGAAUAUCUAAUUAUGACCUUCUCGACGCUAACGGAAAAAUUUUUACUUCCGAAACCAAGAACUGACCAACCAAGCGUAGUUUUAGUUACAGUGGUGCUCUUUUAUGACACAUACGUACACCAUAUUCUUUAGACGUCUUAAAGAGAAGCAUUCAUAGUUGCUUUGCUGAUCAGUAAUCCUACCUGGCAAAAAUGUAACCAGUUAUAGAGAACUUUUAUUUAUUUUCUGUCGUACACUGAUUUUUUUCAAUUGUGUAAGUAAAGUUAACAUUAAUUUACUCAUUCAUUCAUGCAAAGGGACUUUUGAAGAUUCUUCAACACCACUCGCAUCUUUUUAAUUUGCGACAUCCUCUCAAAAACUCAAAGUUUGAUACAUGUAUAGUGUAGAUUCUAUUCCAAGACUGUAAGCUCUUAGCAAAACAAAACUAUCUCGACAAAUCUCGACACGUCUCGAGUCAAGUUCCAUAGAAGAGAGUCCGAAUUCAAAACGUCACAUGACAUAAACACGUGAUAAUUGUCAGGACGUACAUAAUGUAACGCAACUCGAAAUGUCACUAAUUUUUCUUCCCCUCCCGAAUUACAGGGAAGCUGAAAUUCGAGUACAUUUUAACUGAAAUAUAUCCUUAGCUCUAGAUCAUAGUUCUCGGAAGUGUUCUUGUUACACAUUAAUCUGAUUACAGUUCGGUGUCCUUUAAGGGUCUUGCCAUUAACCCGUACGUCCACCACUCGCAGAAGGCCGUCAGGGCCCGGGUACGUGUAACUCGAUGCGCGCAACAUUCCACUGUCGCCUCACUGUUCCGGGAUCAAUAACAACGACAACAUCUCCAACCCCCAAAUUGUCGUUACGGAAGUACCACUUCUGUCUUGAUCCAAUCUGCGGUAAGUAUUCUUUUAUCAAUCGGUUCCACACAUGUCUUGUGAGCUCUUGUAGUCUUCUCCAGCGCUUUUCUGGGAUUAAAUGACUCGGUGUCUACGCUCUCCGGUACAAAAUCACCACCUAUCUGUCCGAUCAGAAAGUGAUUUGGAGUCAAGACACGGUCGUCGUUAGGGCCGUCACUCACAGCUGUUAAAGGUCUCGAAUUCAGCAACUCCUGCAUCACCGAGUACAGCAAAAAUAGCUUGCUUUGCUGACUAGAUCAUAGAUUCAAAGACUCCACCAAAAUGUGGCGCUGCAGGUGGAUUCGACUUCCAAUUCAGUCCUUUAUUGGAGGUCAUCCGGUGUAUCAUGUCUUAGUCUAUAGCAAAGACUAGGUCUCGCAGUUCCCUCGAUGCGCUUACAAAGUUCGUUCCAUUGUCACUUAACAUUUGCUGUAGCCAUCCUCUCCGCGCAGUCAUUCUGACAAAAGCGUUAAGAAAGGCAUCAGUGUCCAAAGACGACGCCAUCUCUAAGUUGCAACAAUGGGUCUUCAAACAGAGAAACAAACACAAAUAGCACUUUUCUCGCACUCUUCCACGUCCUUGCUUAGUUAAGAAAGGUCCUCCAAAGUCUACUGCACAGCUCUCGAAAGGUCUGGAGGAUUGCUGCAGUCUAAUGUUCGGUAACGGCGCCAUUCGCUGGUGAGCUGGCUUUGACCGAAAUCGUCUCGCACACUCAAAACAUUCCCUCAUGACUCUUUUCACUUGUUCACGAACAUGGCCCACUAAGUAUUUCUCCCGUGCAUGAUUAAUGGUAUAGUUAAGCUCCAUCUGUUAACCUUCUAAUUCAAGGUAGUGCAUAACGAUCAGUCCUGCGACGUGAUUCCUCUUACGCAGUAUGAUUGGACACUUUACAUCAUAUGGGAGAUCGUCCGCAUGCCGUAGUCUGGUGCUGGACCUCAACACUGGAUUAAAUGGUGCAAAUGUACUUCCUCUUAGGAUUUGCUUGUUCCUUGUCAAUGACUUUUUCUCUACUGAGUACACUUUAGACUGAACCUCCUGAAUGAUAAAUUCCUCAGCGUUUUGAAGCUCCAGUGGCUUCAGUUCACUCUUCUCUCUUUGCUCAGCCGGUUUCCUACAAUUGUCUGUAAGUCGGCGCACCCACGCUGUCACACGAACUAAAGACAACCCAAUUUCCAGUUCUCCUCUUGUUUUGACUCGAUACCAUUUCGAGUAUCAUUUCGAGUAUCAUUUCGAGUACCAUUUCGAGUAUCGCCAAACCUUUUCGACGCUAGCCGUUUCUUCACCUUCUUCAAUUAUUUGGUAACUGGUAGCAUCCUUUAUUCCUGUUUCUUUUGUUCCUUUAAGUUCAAGGUUCUCUGUUGACGUUGGCUUGUCAAACUUGCACUCUGGCCAGUCUUGUCUUGACUUCUUCCGAAAUUCGGGCCCAUUCCACCGUAAGUCUGCGCUUGCUAACUAUUCUGCUGUCAGGUCACUUGUUCCAAGGUCGGCGGGGUUUACAUCCGUAGGAACAUAGCGCCACUGAUUAGAAGCAGAGAACUCAUGAAUUUCUCCAACACGAUGGGCUAUGAACAGCUUAUACUCUCUACUCUGAACUUGGAUCAGUACCCUACAAUCAUACUGUCCACCCAAUAGGUCACUCCAUUUGUAGAUAUCUUGAGUGCAGAGCAAACUUGUCUUGUUAAUCGUAAUCCGCUGAGUGCACCCAAAAGCUCUAAUCUGGGGAUGAUCACUGCUUUCAAUGGUUCAAGCGUUGACCUCGACAUAAUCAAUCGAGCAGUGAUGUUGCCAUCCUCAUACACAUGACGUGCGUAAACUACAGCUGUAUAUGAGUUCUCUGACGCGUCACUGAAUGUGUGAACGCUCAGUUCUUCCACCUUAGGACUUGGGUCUUUCAAACAUCUUGGGAUUUUCACAAGUUCAAGGUCUUCCAAUUCUGGAAACCCCUUUGUCCAUUCUCGCUGAUGAGGUGUCGGCAACAGUUCAUCCCAUUCCCGUGCCUCCAGCUAUGCCUUUUGUAUCAACAACUUGGACCUGAUUACAUAAGGUGAUAAGAAGCCUAAUGGGUCGUAAACUGAUGCUGGUCGCCUUAAAACAUUCUUCUGAUGAAUUCAAAUCCAUCUAACUGUAACGAGUGUCUCAAGGAAACUUCGUCGUCUGUGGCGGCCCACAGGACGCCCAGAGUCUUGCUAAUUGGCAAUUCUCUCUUCUCCAAGUCUAUCUCAGAAGCCCUAUCUUCUUCUGCAACGUCAGCAAUUACUUCCGGUUCAUUCAAGAUCCAUUUGCGGACAUGAAAACCAGCCAAGUGCCCUAGUUCGGUAACCUGCUUUCUUGUUUCCUUCGCAUCAUCCACCGUAGGUGCGGAUGGCAUCAGAGCAUCCAUUUAACAGUGUUCUAAAACUGCAUUAGCUCCCGAUGGGUAAGUCUCCUUGUAAAGUUUGGUAUGAUGUUGCCAAGGAAACUGGACACAAAAUGGGCAGUAACACCCUUCAAAAAUAAACCUCUUAAACUCGUAAACCUUUGGUGUACCCCCACUGUCCAAGUUCCUGUGUAAGAAUCUGUGCAGGGCCCUGUCCUUUGGUCUAAGAAGUAUCUAGUGAUACAUUUGGCUCACAUCACCAGCCAAUGCAACCGGCUCUUUUCUAAACUUAACUAAAACAUCCACUAUGUCACUUUGCUACUUAGGACCCGGUAGUGAUUCACUGUUCAAACUCUUUCCAUUUUGCUGAGCUGAGCCAUCGAAACAACCCGAACUUUGGCUGUGGCCUACUCUGGCCUUACCACAGGGAAAUGUGGAAGGAACCAUUCUGAUGGUGGUUUUGGCUCAUCCUCUGGGACUUCUCUGAUAUAUCCUUUACUUAAGUAGUCAUCACCCACUGAUUGGUAAGCCUGUGCCAGCUUCUCAUCUUGCAUUAACUUUCUCCCAACUGUGUGAAGGCGUUUCUCUGCCAUCUGUCGGUUUGGGGGUAAUUCUGGUCUUUCAUGUUUCCAAGGCACAGCAACUUCAUAUCUUUCACCAUCAAACCUGAUUGAUUCCUUCACUUUAUCAAAGGCUAGUUUCUCUUCGGGGGAAAGUGGUUGUUCCACCUGCGGUGUGAUCCCAAUAGCCUCAAGGCUCCAAAAUUGUUUCAGCAGAUAGUUCAGAUCUCCAUCAAUACACUCUGACUGCUAUAUGCGAUAGGCGUUCAGGUAACCAGUGUUACUUGCUCCAUGUCCCUCAGACGUACCAGUGGUACCAAUUGCUGUCCACCCCAAUGGACACAGUCUGGCACUAGGUUCAUUGUCGCCUCCACGAACCUCUUUCAUAGGAAACAGCAGGUUGUAAUAAUCUGAACCAAUAAGAACGUCAAUUACACCCCUUUUUCCAAGCUUAGGAAAAGGAAUGUCCGUUAAAUCUUUCCACUGGUCUUUGAUUUGCAGCCAGUUGGUGGGUUUCAUCCCACCACAGAUGUUAUUAGACGUUUUUGAAACAAUGACUGUGUCCACCCGACCAUCCAGACUCUCCAAGCAAAUCUCCAUGGUUGCUGACAUUAAAUUGACGUUCUGGGCCGGGUUGUUCAAAGCUGGGUUAAGAUAACCCGGGGUUAGUGAGAAGUUUAAAUUCAGAUUUGAAAGCUUAAAAAGUAAAUUCAGUUUAAUUCUUUCCCUCAGCAAGUUGAUGAUUGGAUGCUCUUAAAAAUAACGGAGAAAAUUAUCCGAGAAAAUGCUUUUAAAUAAAAGAAAAAGAAACCCGGGUUAAAUUUAACCCUGGGUUAAGUGCUAAUCGGCCUUCGAACAACUGGGCCCUGUCCUUUAGCAACAUUGAUAAUUACUUUUUCCUCCCUACCAUCCAAGCCCAGUUCCUCUACCACAUCCUCAUUAACAUACGACGUAUCACUGCCUUCGUCCAAGAAACGAUUAACUUGCAAGCGCCUCUCCCCAUGUUUCAGAAUGACAGGAACAGUACGCAAGGCAUGCGCAGUACUCGUCUGCCCAUGUUCUUGCAUUGUUUCAUAUGUACUGGAUUUGUUUUCCUCUGUCACGGGUGUGUCAGCCUUCCCCUCCAUGGACCCAGAAGCUACUUUCUCCACGUGAAGUAACCGAUGGUGUCUGACCUUGCAUCCGUCAAUUCCAUACUCUCUGUUCCAACUACAUGAGUCACCAAGGUGCCCUUUCCCCAAGCUACGGUAACACAGUCCAAGUUUCUUUACCGUCUCCCAUUUCUUUCUAUGUUCCAUUCCCUUGAACAGAUCACAUUUCCAAAUUGGGUGUUUUUGGUUGCACACUUUACAGGGACGAUCACGUUUCUCUCCUGCGGUCCCAAAAUAAGACCUGGCUGAGCUCUUUCCUCAUGUAUUUCCAACACUGAACAAACCAUGCGUAAUUUCUGAUGCUUGUACCUGGUACUCAGCUUCCUCAGCAGCCGAGUGACGCAGCUCUUCAAGAGACUCUAUGCUUCCCUUUUCUUUAAACCAUCGGUAGUACUGGCUAAGUAGAGCUUGAGGACGUUUUUCCAGCACAAUUGCAGACAAUGUUCCCCCUCGAGGUCAGCAAACUUCUUAUUUUCCUUUAAAGAAACCACAGUCCUCUCCACUAUGUCGGCAAAUGUUUCUAGCUCUCUUGGAUUAUCAGCGUUUAUUGGCCUCAUCUUACGUAGUUCAUCGAUAUGAGCUUGGACCUGUGGCCUGUUUCCCCCAUUCUUUCGAUUCAGCCUUGCCUUAGCCGCUUCGUACGCAUGAUCAGAGUAACCUAGUAAUUUCACCAUUUCGGCCGCCCCUCGUUCUAAACAACUUUCGAGUCGCAACAUUUUAAACUGAGCUGACAAAUUUGUUUCAUCCACACAACUGGAAAACGCUGCCCAACACGACUGAUAUUCUUUCUUGUCGCCCGAAAACUUUGGGAUUCAAAUCCGCUGGAGCCGUUUGUUUGCAUCGACCACGGGACCAUCUUUGCCAUAUGUGCUGGAGAGCAAACGUCGCACUGGGACAGGACAAACAAAGGAAAUUACCAUUUAAAAUGUUUGUCUUGUCCCAGUGCGACUUUUGCUCUCCAGCACGGCGGUUUUGUAUCACGUGAAUGGCUAGCUGCAAAGGGUCUAUUCCUCAAAAACAGGUUGGGGGGAGGGUGGUCUAACUUUUUAAGCUUUCAAUUUAACACAAAUUAAAAUGAGGACAGACUUCCUGGAGUCUUCCUGCGUAUAAGUUCAAUAACUUUAAAUGAUGAUUGGAGUCAUUAAUUGUCACGUGACCUAUUAAGGCUAUUUUUAGCUCAAAAAUCUAUCGGGCAAUAUGGCACCACUUUUCGUUACUUUCUGGAAGUUGCAGUUAUUGUCAUAGUAAUGAAACCAGUAGGUACAUCAUUUCUGUGGCCGGGCUUUUUGAGUUAAUCUUUAAGACAGGGACGAAACUCGAAAAGCGUUUGAUAAUGGGACUGGGUACUAGGACACAAUUCUAUUUAUUUACACUUUCAAUAAAUUGUUCAGCAAAGCCCGAGCAUAGAUGUGAAGUCAGUCAUCUAGUGACUUCAGUUAGUACCAAUUUCUUUGAUUCAAGUUUUUUCCUGCGCAAAAUAGGCGUUAAACCUCACGUGACCUAAUUUGCAUAUUCUUCUACACUGAAUGGCAUAAACUUUUGAAAUUCAUUAUCUUACUCACGUUUUGCCGCUAUAAACCUUAAUUAAUCCUUAAAAUGUAGAAAACCCUUCAACGUUUUGAAGGAAAACACCCAUGCCUUAAUUUCCUUGAGGAAAUGAUUGGAUACUUUAUUUUACACUUAGUGAUCUGUAAUUUCUAUAAAUUCAUUUUUGACAGAUCACUAUUGCUUGCAUUUAGGCGAGGAAGACAUUUCGCUAUGUCUGUCAUAAAGAACAAGAAUCCCAUAGGCGUGCAUUCAUAGACCACCCCGAACAAAACGAAAUUUUGUGCCACCAAAUUCAUUUUUUUAACAAACAAUGUUUUUUAUGUGGUGUCUUUUCUUUCAACGAAGACGCGCUAAACUAGGCAACAGUGUUCAUAUCGGUCAACUGCCUUCUUGUCGCAGAAUUUGAGAUCUGCCCUCAACAUAUGAAAAGAUCGAUUUUUUUUAAUAACAUAGGGUAUCCAAUCGUUUAACGCGGUAGCUAAAGAGCAACGUUCAUAUGGAGUCGUCGUUUGAAAUAUAACCAUCAAUCCGAUUCCAUAUUGCAGUGUUUCCAGAUCAAGGGAGCAUUAACCUCAUUGAUGAAUAUGGCAUCAUCAAAUCGCUUGGACGCUCUUCCAUUAUGUACACUGCUUGCUCAUCAUUUGCUGCACUAUCAGGAAAUUCAGACUUAAAAUUACAUUCUGAAAAUCAAGAGGAUGAUGAAAUAGGAGAAGAUACAGAGGACGAAGACUGGGAUCGGGACACCACAGACGAAGAAAGAGACGACGAAUUUGACAGUGAAGAUGAAGGAGACGAUGUUGAACCCAUCGAUCAUUUACUGAAGGUAAACAAGGCUUUGUUAUAUCUCGUUUUAAGAUAGGAUAACUGGCUUCGUUUUGCUCGUAAUGUUAUUUUUGUAAUGAUUUUGAAAAUAACCGCUUAUUUUCAAGCAGGAAAGAUUUCGCCGUGGGGCAACCACGAUGGCCACGCGCCGGCAGUGAACGAAAACAGGCGAAAGCCUCACUUAAAAAGUGAAAAGUGAAUUCGCGCUGCUCGAGACUUCCUCAGUACUAUUCCACCUUGUUCAAUUCGCCAACAAGACCGUGUCCAAGUUCAGAAAAUUUACAGAAAAAAAGACAAUCGUUGUCUUUUGUCGUCCUCCAUAAAAAGGGGAAUUUAUUGGAAGUUUCACGUCGUAGUCGUGCAAUGACAGCAUACAAAUGUACCAAAAAGAGUGCCGUAGGUGCAGAGUAGUUGCUUUCUUUAUUUAACCCUUUUGCUUUUUUUGCCGUUAUCGUUGCCAUCGCUGCUGCCGAUGCUAAAGCUCGGCCGGGAGUCCCUUGUCACCGGUAGAGAUGAGAAACAGGCUUAGACAAAGUCGGAGUAGAUUGUAUACUCCCUUUGGCCUUCAUAGUUAUGUAGCUCAUGUCAGACUGGAGAGCAGAGAACUGUGAGUGAGGUCUAUCCAGAUAUUUUCUAGUAUGUAGCCUUCGUUCAGACGUUAAAAUGAUAAGGGGAAUUCGGGCGUGCAAAAACGGAAAGGGCGUGCGAGGAAGGAAAGAAAGGGGCGAAAGAAAAGUUCUUCUUCUCUCGCGCGCCUGAAUUUCCCGGUUCCACCUUCCCCUUCCCAUUCGUUUGCAUUAAGAAUUAAAUACUUGCCAAUAACCACCAUUAAGUCCUUCAGUAGCCCAAAAAGUUGUCCAAGCACCCGUCAAAAUAAGGAAGAAGGAGAAAUUCGGAGUUUCUGAAUUUUUCCCAAUAGGUUUUUUUGGCUGGUAUGUUUUAUUUUCCCAAUUCAGACCAUGUGAUGUUCUCUAGAAAAUUUGUCUUUUGUCUUUUCACUAAUUCUGCAUAGUCUACGUAUACUUGUGGAUGCACCUACAUAGGACGACAUUUCUCUUGGGUAACAUCAUGAGUUCUGAACUGGGAAAACAAAACAUAAAAGCUAAAAAGGUCUAUUGAUUUACAGAUAAAAAGUGCAUGGCUACCUCUUUUCUCCCCCACCCUUCUUUGCGUUAGAAUGAAAAUGGCCUUUACCAUGCAGAUUGUUCGCCAAGAUGUAUACACAGACAUGAAUGUGGUCCCAGUUCUUCCCCUGAAGAAACGCGAUUUACUAGGACGAGUUCAGCGCAUCAAUUCUUAUGCUUUAGAUUUCUUCAAGCAUGGAUCUGCCAAAUGCAUUGAGAAAGAAAACAGGUUUGUAUUCGUAAGCAUUUACAUGGGUUAAGGUAUUUGUACUAACUCUUACAUUAGUUACAGUCAGCGGAAGUCUUGAAGUAGUACUUCAAAAACACCAAAACUCCAGAUGCCGAAUGAUUUCAUAAACGGAACCCCAGCAGUGAUCCCCAAAUACGUGAAGAAGAGACCCAAUGCAAAAAUGAUUGCUGGAUUAAUAUCCUUUUGUACAAAUUAAAAUUAGCCAGACUAGCCUCGUUCUCCAGUACCAAAUACAAAAGGAUACAUUAUCCCAAGCGAGGCUAGUCAGGCUAAAAUAAUUUGAACAAAAGAAUAUUUAUCCAGCAGCCAUUUUUGGAUUGUGUCCGUGGCAUGUGGGAUGCUAACUAGAGUCAUUUUGAUGAACUUACACCGUGGCAGGGCUGGGCUGGCUCAGGCGGUAGAGCGCUGAGCUGCUGCUCAACGGGGUGUCGCGGGUUUGAUCCAGGGGCCGCUGCCAUUUGCCAUGCAAACGGUUAGAUCUUCCCGUAACUUGGAUGACCAGGUAGAAUUAGUGGCUUUCACAUUACGUCGUCGAAAUUCAAAGCUAAAGAAUUAUCAAUCCUCCUGAGUUUUAACUUUGAAGAAGUAUAAGGGCAGCUAAAAACAAUUAUUUACAAAGAAUUUCACUUCGAAAGGGUUCUUCGAUUUUUGAUAGAGUACGCUUGAAUUUCUAAGCUUUUGCGUGAAACGGCAUUUACUUAGAGGCCGAGAGAGCUGUUAGCUAGGUUAAAAAGUGACUUAUUUUGGGAGAUUUUGCUAACUUAGCCUUCAUUGUAUUAGAAAAAUUAUUACUUUAAUGUUGAUGAGUUUCUUGAGAGAUGAAUUCAAGCUUUCGUAGCAAAACUCAGUGGCAGAUGUUUCUGUUGGUUUCCGGUCGCCAUGGGGUUGGUGCCCAAAGUGGUGUCUCCAUACAAAGCUCUACACCAGGUCCCAGUUGUUCAAAAGGCGGAUAGCGUUAUCCACUGGAUAAUUCACUAUCCAGUGGAUAGCGCAAUUGGUUUUCGUAAUACUUAUCCACUGGAUAGCGCUGUCCACCAGGCCCGGGUUGUUCAAACGUUGGAUAGCGCUAUCCACCGGAUAAAUCACUAUCCAGCGGAUACCGUAAUUGAUUUCCGUAAUACUUAUCCGCUGGAUAGUGAUUUAUCCGGUGGAUAGCGCUAUCCAACGUUUGAACAACCCGGGCCUGGUGGAUAGCGCUAUCCAACUUUUGAACAACCAGGGCCUCCUCUAUAAAUUCGGGUAAAUCAUGUAUACGAAUAUCUCGCCUAUGAAAAAUUGCACCGACCUAAAUCAUGGCGAGGCUCUUAACCCAUUUACCUCAGAGCAUCUCCCAGAUUGUGGACUAUUUGAAAGUUUUUCAUGAGAAAGGAGUUCGAUCCCGGCACACGAAGUUUUUGCUGUACUAACACAAACGGCCAUUUAACCCCCUCCAAUGGCCGCAUACGAGAACCAUGGCCAUAACCAGCCAUUCCGGAAGGUGUCCGCUUACGAGAGCUUCCAUUGUAGGUAAUAUAACGUUUAACAUUCUUACGUUUCUGUCAUAGAAUCAGGCCUGGUGAAGUUUUCAAUGCUUUAAAGGACUUUUAUCUAGUAAUUAGAUCAAUCAGGUACGGAGGAACUCUUAAUAAUCCUUUACACAAACCAACCGGUUGAUAAUCUCCCGCGUAAAAAUUAAAACGGUAGAAAUGAUGCAUCGCCUCAAUUGAUUUUGAAGUUUAAAAUUCGCAAGAGGAAUGGUGCAAAUACGAUUAUUGAUCUUUACAUAUGUAAUGAAACUUUAAAAAUAACCCACAAUCCUGAUAGGACGUUGCACUAUUAGUAUUUCUGAAAAGAGAUCCCGAUUUACCGGCCAAUUUUCGCGCAGUAAGUGCUGCUUUGAAAACUCUAAUUUUUGCAAAGGUGUCUUUCAACAGCGCAAAAAUUUUGAACGCUAUUUUCUUGAAAACUCCAUACAAGGAAAAAAACUUAGGGAAAUUACUGAUUUUAACCAGCUCUUUGAUUUCAGUUGGCCAUUUGCAUGAUGGCGUAAUUUUACUACUAUGACCAGAAUCCUUUUCGUUUUUUCUUUCGUAUUUAAAUUCCCUUAUCCCAGGGAGGUUUAAAUAACAAAAGCCCUAACUUGCACAAGAAAACAAAAUUAUGAAGGAUUGCGGUCGUGGUAGUAAAAUGACGUCAUCGUGCAAAUGGCCUAAAUGGUGUCUGUAUUUGUUUAAUCAAGUGACUUUUCAUACUUGAAAGAAACAUGCAUGUACGUACUUCUCAACAAAAAUUAACGUCUUUUAAUUCUUGAUUUGGUUUUUAGUUGUUCAUUAGAGGAAUUAGGUCCUGAAACGGACAACGUGGUGCUAGCGUUUAAGCAGCUGGCCGAAGAGUUUGGAGCGAAAUUCAGGAAACAAUAUGACGUUGACAUUUAAAUUUCUCCUUGCCAAACCACUUGUAUGGACUUAAGAGUGACUUAAUAUUGGGUAACUUUUUUAACCUGCAUCAGCAUGUCUCCAAUAAGAAUGCUGAUAGGAAGGAUCUAUAGCUUCAUUUAUUUGUUCUACUAUUUCAGGCUAUGAACGAAGAAAAAUGUAAACAUUUAUAUAUAACACUUUUCAGCAUUAGCGAAAUGUCAUUUUAAGAGAAGUGCAAUAAUUUGGUAUACAGCUGAUUGAAAAAAUGUUGUGGCUUGAAAAGUGUAAACCAUGGAUGAUGAGACCUAAUGGUUCAUGGCUAGAGGUUUAUUGGCAUCGCAAAUUCAAAGUUCUUUAUAGAAAACUUACAUUAUCACGAGUUUCUUGUGCCGAUCGGAUGCAUUCCAAAAAGUUUCAAACGGUUUCCAGUUUUCUUUAUAGGCGAUAAGCCGAAAACUUCACCCUUGGGGAUAUGCUACUUCAAGGAUCUCUUUAGCUAUAGUUAUUUCUCUAGGCACAUCGCCAAAGUACACCGUUGAAAAUCACAAGAUGAAACCCAAACGUUUUCUGGAAAGAGUAAACGAAAAAACGGAAUGCCUCAAAGAAAGUACUCAGACCCAUAAUUUGCACCCGCACCAGACGCUCUUGAUAAUCAGGAUAAUGUAAGCUUUUCUAGAAAAAAAAAUUGAAUUUGCUUUGCUAACGUUUGCUCAUAAAUUCUUGAAACCCCAUCGUUUCGUGGUUUAUAUUUUUUUAAGCUGCAACGAUUUUUUCAUCAGGUAUAUAGGGCAGUUGAGCAGACGGCUCGAAAACGUUUUGAGGUUGUUUUGUCCAGAAUAAAUAAAUUAAGUAAUUUAUUAUUGUUAACUGAAUUAUCAAUAAACAGUAAACUGAAGAGGCACGGAUCAGGACUAUUCUUUUUUUAUAUUUACAGGAACAAUUGUGU
Molecule: messenger RNA, 75417 nt
Organism: Porites lobata
Lineage: Eukaryota; Metazoa; Cnidaria; Anthozoa; Scleractinia; Poritidae
Source: the annotation of a GenBank genome assembly